This is a messenger RNA of Homo sapiens (human), 75679 nucleotides long. RefSeq names its product replication factor C subunit 3 (gene RFC3). Gene Ontology annotation, biological process: DNA repair; DNA replication; DNA strand elongation involved in DNA replication. The record is from RefSeq and is a predicted model, not a curated record. Gene Ontology annotation, cellular component: nucleus; protein-containing complex; chromosome. The transcript is spliced from 9 exons. Bases 31 to 972 code for a protein of 313 amino acids. Lineage: Eukaryota; Metazoa; Chordata; Mammalia; Primates; Hominidae. Gene Ontology annotation, molecular function: ATP-dependent activity, acting on DNA; DNA binding.
AAGCGUAGGCCCCCGGGAACUCGAGCUGCCAUGAGCCUCUGGGUGGACAAGUAUCGGCCCUGCUCCUUGGGACGGCUGGACUAUCACAAGGAGCAGGCGGCCCAGCUGCGGAACCUGGUGCAGUGUGGUGACUUUCCUCAUCUGUUAGUGUACGGACCAUCAGGUGCUGGAAAAAAGACAAGAAUUAUGUGUAUUCUACGUGAACUUUAUGGUGUUGGAGUGGAAAAAUUGAGAAUUGAACAUCAGACCAUCACAACUCCAUCUAAAAAAAAAAUUGAAAUUAGCACCAUUGCAAGUAACUACCACCUUGAAGUUAAUCCUAGUGAUGCUGGAAAUAGUGACCGAGUAGUCAUUCAGGAGAUGUUGAAAACAGUGGCACAAUCACAACAACUUGAAACAAACUCUCAAAGGGAUUUUAAAGUGGUAUUAUUGACAGAAGUUGACAAACUCACCAAAGAUGCUCAGCAUGCCUUGCGAAGAACCAUGGAAAAAUAUAUGUCUACCUGCAGAUUGAUCUUGUGCUGCAAUUCUACAUCUAAAGUGAUCCCACCUAUUCGUAGUAGGUGCUUGGCGGUUCGUGUGCCUGCUCCCAGCAUUGAAGAUAUUUGCCACGUGUUAUCUACUGUGUGUAAGAAGGAAGGUCUGAAUCUUCCUUCACAACUGGCUCAUAGACUUGCAGAGAAGUCUUGUAGAAAUCUCAGAAAAGCCCUGCUUAUGUGUGAAGCCUGCAGAGUGCAACAAUAUCCUUUUACUGCAGAUCAAGAAAUCCCUGAGACAGAUUGGGAGGUGUAUCUGAGGGAGACUGCAAAUGCUAUUGUCAGUCAGCAAACUCCACAAAGGCUCCUUGAAGUUCGUGGAAGGCUGUAUGAGCUUCUAACUCAUUGUAUUCCUCCUGAGAUAAUAAUGAAGCUGAAAGACGAGACUGGACUUAGCAUGAUAACCCAAAGCUUCAUUGAUCCAACACAUCACUGAACAAUGCAGUUAUGUUCACUACACUAUUCUUGGUAAGGCAAGAAAUAAUAUACAGAUAUUUUGAGGAACAUUUAGAAAUCAUAAGCGUUGAACCAACAGGGCUGGGCUAGUUUUUAACCUUUAGUAAGAUUUUUUAGCUCCAUAACUCCACAGGCUGGUUGAUAAUUAAAAAAUUUGCCAAUUGAAAAUUUAGUAAACAAAUACCCUUUUUAAAAAUUUAUUUUUAACAUUCUCUUUAUAGUUGACACAUAAUAAUUGUACAUGUUUAGAGGGUAGUGUGAUGUGUAAAUGCAUGUAUGCAUUGUAUAAUGAUCAAAUCAGGGUAGUUGGCAUUUUUACCACCUCAAACCUUUAUUACUUCUUUGUGCUAAUGACUUUCAAAAUCCUCUUUUCUAGCUAUCUUGAAAUAUGCACAAAUUGUUAUUAGCUAUAAUCACCAUACUAUGUAAUAGAGCACCAGAAAUUUUUCUUCCUUGCUGACUAUAACUUUGCAACCAUUGACCACCCUCUCCUCCUAUCCCAGGCUUCCUCCAAUCCCCAGCCUCUGGUAACCACUAUUCUACUCUCUACUGCUAUGACAGCAACCUUUUUAGAUGCCACAUAUGAAUGAAACCAUGCAGUAUUUGUCUGCCUGUGCCUGGUUUAUUUAAAAUGCAGUAUAUAUACACAAUAUAAUAUUACUAAGCUAUAAAGAAGGAUAACAUCCUGUCAUUUGUGUCAACAUGGAUGAAGCUGGAGAACAAAGACAUUUUGUUAGCCUACUAUGGAUUAGAUUCUUUUUCUGAGUGCUAGGGAUAUACUGGUGGUCAAUAGGUUCAACGGUCCUGACUUCAUGGACCCUAUAUAUUUUAUAUAUGUAUCUGUUAGUACGUUGGUGAUGAUGGAGAUAAUGACUCUUUAUGAUCAGGAGCAGCCUUACGACCUCCUGUUAAAGUCUCCGAGGGUGUUGAGGUUCAGUAUGUAAACUGUGUGGGGUGGGUAGGGUCCCAGCUUUGACUUGAGGCCUGCAUAACCCUUGGUAAUGUGUCACCUCAAUAGAACUAUUGUGUAGCAAAUGAUGUUAAUUUAUGAGUUCAGUCAUUUGGCCAGAGCCUACACCAAUUUUCCAUUUGUGCUGAUGAUCUAAAUUUGGUUCCAUCCAUGCCCAGAAGCAAUAUCAGAGCUCAUGUAUGUGCCAUUACUACCCUAUAUGGGUAGUUCUGCCUUAUCUGAUAAUAGCAAUGUUAAUCUGACUUCAUUAGACUAGAAGGGAUUAUAUCCUAGAUACCUCACAAUGGUGAUUUGGAUGCCAUCGUAUUGACCCAGUGUGAUGAAAUGAGCAAUCGUAUUGACCCAGUGUGAUGAAAUGAGCAAAAUAAUUGCCCUAAAAUGGUUUAGCAGUUUCCCACCUCUCUUCGGAAAAUCUAUGAAUCUUUGGACCCUCAUGUUUAUUUAUCAUUUACUAUGUUUGUGUCAGGCAUUGUCCUGAGCUUAAUUACAUCAUCCCCUUUAAGCUUACUACAAACUCUUAAGAUAGGUAAUCUUAUUGAUGAUGAAACUGAGAUGGUUUCACCAUCUUAUUGAUGAUGAACAUUGGCUCCAAGAGCUUAGGUUACUUGUCCAAGGUCACACAGCUUGUAGGUGGGCCAGCUGAGAUUCAAACUAGGCCAAUGGGAUUCCUUAAUCCAUUCCUAUUCCUUUUAUACCAUGCUUUCUUCUAGAUAUAUCAAUAUGUAAAAUUAACCUAAUUUUUAAAACAUGCAAAUGUCAUAGCUAGGAGACAGAAUAUUAUUGGGUAUCAAUCACAUACCUCAUGAAAUAACAUAAACUUUGUGUUACAUAUAAUUUAAUUCACUUACAAGGUGAAAAAGGUUAUAAUUUCCAAUAAUUUUUAUCUUUUUAGUCCUUCUAGGUCAUCACUACUUAAAAUAACUGAAGACUCCACCACGUUUAGUGGUUGUAAAAAAUAAGAAACUAAGCAUUUUUACAAUCUUGCUUGCUAAGUCUAAUAUUAAAUAUACAACUAAGAGUGGCAAUGGUAUUUUUAAGCAUUCAUUAUGCCCUCAAAAUGCUGGCAGAAAAUCAUAGUAGGAAUUCUAAUAAUAGAAGCAACUCUACCAACCUUGGUUUUAAUGCAUUCUUUUUAUUCAUAUGCAAGGUUCCCUAAAGGUUUUAUCUUGAGGUGUUAACAGGGAAAUCUGUCACCAGUAGAGGACUAAAUGAAGUCACAAGUCAUAUAACAAGCAGAGCAGACAAGUAACCUUCACAUGGAUGCUUAAGAAAAUACUGGCAGAAACCCUGAUACAAUAAAUUUGCAAAUAACUUGAAGACAAAAAGGUACUUAGUGGAUAAUGACUAAUGUGUCCUACUUAAAAUCAAAUCCUUUUAAGCUAAUCUAAUAUGGUAGAUCAAGGAGAAAUGAUAGAUGUAUUUUAUCUUAAUUGCAUCAAAUCUUGAUUAUCUGCAUAUUACACCCAUCAAUGAACAACAACAAAAAAAGUGACCUAAGCACACAGCCAACUGGAUUAUAACAACUAUAUAAUAUCAAACAUGUGGAUGAAAAUACCAGAUGCUCUACUUCUACAAUGUCAAAUAUAUAUGUAUAGACACAUAACACAUAUAAUCACAUAAAUACAUCAAGAAUAUAUAUAUAUUUGCAUCAUAUAAAUGUGCUUAAAGUCCUAUGUCCCAUAUAUUAAGAAUAAGAAUAGUUGUGAAAACUUUCAGAGGAAUGCAAGGAAAAUUAACGAGACAUCAGAAAAUAAUUUCUAGGCACAGAAGUUAAAUAUAGCAGGACAAUUCAACCAGGAAAAAAAACAGAUUAGAUAUAAUUUAAUAACAUUAUUCAACUGUCUCUACAUAAUACCAAAAUAACCAAACAAUUUGGUCAGAUAACUAUCCAAGCAAGUCAAAUGAAUAUUUUAAAAAUCCAAUAACUCCAUCAUCAUAACAGUUCAUAUGCUGUAAAUGUAUUGAUUUAGCUUUGAGAGAUAGCUGAGACAUCUGAAAUACAGAAAUUUGCUGUUCCUUAGGGAGUGUUGCCUUGAAUGAAGCAGGUAAGCUAAGCUUAACUAAGACAAAAAUUAGAGGAAAGUUGAAGAAAGGAUCCAAGAGAGAACAUCAAAGGCAGAGCUCCAGGAGCCAGAAUAAGGGAUGUGGGUCCCUCAUAUGUUAAUAGAAGGUUUCAUCCAACUGAAACUGGAGGGCCUUAAGACUUAAAGAAAGGCAGCCUCAGCCUGAAAACAUCUUAUAUCCUUUCUGCUCCAAAUAAAACUGUAAGCAUUCCAAAGCUGGGUAUUGGUGCCGUCUCAUUUCUGUUUCCCUACUUCAUUCUAUCUCUAUUUUCUUUUUGAUAUCCCCAUCAGUCUUUCCACUUAAGAUUUGUUACCUCACCUUAUCCAAACAUCUGAGCCUAUAAUUCUCAAGUUAGUGUUUUUGUGUCUCCCAACUCCCAGCCAUUACCACCAAUCACACUUUCACUUAUGAACAUUUUUUCUUUACUGUCAAACCUCAGGCAGUUCCAAAAUAGCAGUGUAGAAGCAAGAUGACCUCACUCCCCCAGACAAAAACCAAAAACAAAUAGACAGCACCAAGAUUAUCACCAGCAAUAUCUCAGAGCUCAAGUACAAAAAGGAGACAGUCCCUGGGGCCACAGAGAAAUGAAAAAUCUCUGAGAAGGCUGUAAGGUAAUUGAAUUUCUAUAUUGGUAAUGCCCCUUCUGUCCAGCACCAAGUGCACAAAGUAUUUCCCUCCAUUCACAAUUUCUACACUCAAAAAAGUGAGAUCAAGGUGGACAAGCAGGUUUUCCACCAUCUUGGGAGCCUUGGCAGGAGAACUGUCCCUGCCUUAACUCAUGGAAAGCAUUUCAAAUGCCAGAAGGGACAAUAUCACUGAGGACAGGCCGAGAGAAGGGAAGGAGGUGGAACUACCAUCCCCAGCCCUGGAAACUCUGAUCUGUAACUUGAAAAAGGGAGAUGCCAAAUCAGAGUGGUUGUUCAGCAGCACCACACCAUUGGAAGUACAUUCCACAGGACCCCUGGGCAUGAACCCUUAGCCAGCCUUCCCACACUGCCAGGAUAUCCCCUUUGGAACCCCCUCUUGGGACAGGUAGCACCCCAAUUAUUUACUAGAACCUAGGUGAACCUUGGAUUAAGGAAUCACCAAGAGCCAAAAAGGAGGCAACAACCUAGCACUGAAGAAUCUCUCAGAAAAUAUAUCUAAUAAAACCAAAAAUAUCUAGACAAAGAAGACUGAAAUAAAUAACUAACUCUUUAAUACAAAGACAUACACAUACAUUCACAAGAAAAAAACAAAACAAAACAGCAAGCAGGGUACUAUGACCUCUUCAAUAGACAGAAUAAGGAACCAGUGCCUGACCUCAAUGAGAAGGCAAUAUGUGAGCUCUCUGACCAAGAAUUCAAAAUAGCAGUUGUAAGGAAACUCAGCAAUCUCCAAGAUAACACAGAAAAUCAAUGCAGAAAUUUAUCAGACUAAUUUUAUGAAGACUGAAAUAAUAAUAAUAAAAAAGAAACAAAAAUUUUGGAACUGAGAAAUACAUUUGCUGAAUUGAAAAAUUUAUUAGAGGCUCUCAACAGCAGAAUGGAUCAAGCAGAAGAAAGAAUCAGUCACCUCAAAGACAGAUUAUUUGAAAAUAUGGUUAGGAGAGAAAAAAGAAAAAAGAAUGAAGACCAUCUACAGGAUAUAGAAAAUGACAUCAAAUGACCAAAUCUAAGAAAUACUGCUAUUCAAGAGGGAGUUCAGCAAGAGCAAGGAGUAGAAAGGUUAUUGAAAGGAAAAAAACAAACAAACAAACAAAAAACCCCAACUUUCCAAAGGGCCAAGAUGGCAGCUUGGAGGCAUUGCUAGUAUGUCUCUUCCACUUGGAAAGACAAAAGUGUGUAGAAAUUCACACUGUGAACUUUUUCCAAUAAGCAACACAGGAACAAACCACAGACCCUUUGAAAGAAGCAGAACCCUACACAAUGAGCCAGGUGAAAAACUGUAAGUCCCCAGAGUGUGAGAGGGGGAUAAGCUGCCUCUGGGAUAUAGACCUCCACUGGGUAGCCUGGCAAUCCAGGAUAUGGGGGAGGGCCAUAACCCUACCCAGUACUGGAGCUGAUUUAGUGAGUGGUGGGGAGUAUAUGAGAAGGAGUGGCAUCAGGAUGUGCUUUGCAUGCACUUCCAGUUUCCAGUGGGAAUGGAGGGAAGUCGUUCCUGAUCUUACCUCACAGGAGACCUCGUGGAAGUCUGCCAGCUAACUCAAGUGACAGUCAUAGGUUGAGAGAAGCUUCCAACUGUGAUUCAUGAUAUAAUCUCGAGUGGGGACAAACCCUUGGCCAGAACUGAGGGGCAAGUGGGAAGUGUGCUUCAGCCAAGGGUACAGGAGCUGGAUAUCCCACCUUUGUUGGCUGACUGGGAGGAGUGUGGCCUAAAAGCUCCAGUUGCUGUCACCACUAGGAAGGCUUAUGGCCUGGGGCAAUUUUGGGUUCUGAGCGCAGAUUGUCUGGAACCUAGCUAGCUGUUGCUAGUGGAACACUGCAGGUGUUCCUGGAUAAUCUGGGGGUAUCACAUUGCCCAACUUCAAAUUAUAUUACAAGGUGAGAAUAAUCAAAACAGCAUGUUACUGCUAUAAAAAUGAGACAUAGACCAAUGGAAUAGAAUAGAGAACCAAGAAAUAAAGCCAAAUACUUACAACCAACUGAUCUUUGACAAAGUAUUAAAAAAACAUAAAUGGGGGAAAGGACACCUAUUCAAUGAAUGGUGAGAACACUGGAUAAUUCACACGUAGAAGAAUGAACUGGACACCUAUCUCUCAUCGUAUACAAAAAUCAACUCAUGAUGGAUCAAGGAUUUAAAUGUAAGACCUGAAACCAUAAAAAUUCUAGAAGAAAACCUAGGAAAAACACUUCUGGGGCAUUGGCCUAGGCAAAUGAUUCAUGAUUAGAACCCCAAAAGCCAAUGCAACACAAACAAAAAUAAUGGGACCUAAUUAAACUACAAAGCUUCUGCCCAGUAAAAUAAAUAAUCAUCAAAGUAAACAGACAACCCACAGAGUGGGAGAAAACACUUACAAAGUAUAUAUCUGACACAGGACUAAUAUCCAAAAUCUAUAAGAAACUCAAAUCAGCAAAACAAAUAAUCCCAUCAAAAAGUGGUCAGAGUACAUGAUAGACAUUUCUCAAAAGAAGAUGUACAAAUGGCCAAAAAACAUAUAAAAAUGCUCAACGUCACUAAUCAUCAGGAAUAUGGCAUAUUAAAACCAAAGUGGGAUACCACCUUACUCCAGCUAGAAUGGCCAUUAUUAGAAAGUCAAAAAACAAUAGAUGUUGGCAUGGAUGUGGUAAAAAGGGAACGCUUAUACACUGCUAGUGGGAAUGUAAAUUAGUGUAACCUCUAUGGAAAACAGUGUGGAUAUUUCUUAAAGGUCUGGAUAUUUCUCUAUUUCUAAAAGUAGAUCUACCAUUUGAUCCAGGAAUUCCACUUCUUGAUAUCUAUACACAGGGAAAAAGUCGUUAUAUCAUAAAGACAGCUGCACACAUAUGUUUACUUCAGCACAAUUCAUAAUUGCAAAGACAUGGAACCAACCUAAGUGCCCACCAACCAAAGAGUGGAUAAUGAAAAUGUGGUAUAUGCACACCAUAGAAUACUACACAGCCAUAAAAACGAACAAAAAAUAAUGUCUUUUGCAGCAACUUGGAUGGAGCUGGGGGCCAUUAUUCUAAGUGAAGUAACUCAGGAAUGGAAAACCAAAUACCAUAUAAUCUCACUUAUAAUUUGGAACUAACCUAUGGGUAUGCAAAGGCAUACACAGUGGUAUAAUGGACUUUGGAGACUCAGAAUGGGGGAGAGUGGGAGUGAAAGGAAUAAAAAGCUACAUAUUGGGUACAAGGUACACUACUCAGGUGACAGGUUCACUUUAAUCUCUAACUUCGCCACUGUACAAUUUGUUUGCAUAACAAAAAAACCACUUGUACCCCAAAAGCUAUUGAAACAAAGAAAUAUAUAUAUAUGUAUAUAUAUAAUUUUAAAAAAGGAUUGAUUGCAAAAGUUUCUAUUCUAAUAUAAAAAGAAAGUAUAAAAUAGUUUAAACCAAAACAAAAAGAAAACUUUCCAAAUCUUCAAAUAGAUGUAAAUAUACAGGUAUAAGAACAUCAGAGAACACCAAAUAGUUUCAACCCAAGUAAGAUUAUCCCCAGGGCAUAUAAUAGUUAAACUCUCAAUGUUCAAAGGCAAAGAGAGGAUAGUAAAAGCAGCAAAAGAAAAUAAGUAAUUUGGUCAGGUUUGGUGGCUCAUGCCUGUAAUCCUGGCACUUUGGGAGGCCAAGAAGGGUGGAUCACUUGAAGUCAGGAAUUUGAGACCAGCCUGGCCAACAUGGUGAAACCCUGAUUCUGCUAAAAAUACAAAAAGUAGCUAGGAGUGGUGGUCCCCAGUUACUUGGGAGGCUGAGGCAUGAAAAUCACCUGAACUCAGGAGGCAGAGGUUGCAGUGAGCUGAGAUUGCACUGCUGCACUCCAGCCUGGGCAACAGAGUAAGACUUUGUCUCAAAAAAAAAAAAAAAAAAAAAAAAAAAAAAAAGCAAGUAACAUAUAAAGAGGCUCUAUCCUCUUUUUGUCUAGCAACAGAUUUCUCAAUGGAAACUAUAUAGGCCAACAGGGAGUGAAACUGCAUUUUUAAAGUGCUGAAUGAAAAAAACCUCUCAUCCAAAAAUACUGUAUCUAGCAAAGCUAUCCUUCAAAUAUGCAAGAGAGAUAAAAUCUUAUUGAGACAAAAGCUGGGAGAAUUCACCACUAGUAGAACUAUCUUAAAAGAAAUUAUAAGGGAGUUCUUCAACCUGAAAGAAAACAAAAAAAUUAAUGUACAAAAAGAAAAGGAAAACAAAAAUAAAAUUUGAAGAUAUAAAACCCAUGGGUAAAAUUAAGUACAUGUAAAAAUCCAGAAUACUCUAAUACUGUAACUAUAGUGUGCAAUCCAUUUAUAACUCUAGUUUGAAACUCCAAAGACAAAUAUAUCAAAAACAAUAAUAGCUAUAACAACCAGUUAAGAGAUAGACAAUAUAAAAAUAUGUAAAUUGGGACAAGAGUCAAAAUGUGGGGGAAUGAAGUUACAUUGUAGAUUUUUUUUUGUUUCUAUUCUUUGUUUCUAUUUUUUGUGUGAUCUAAGAUAAGUCAUCAACUCUUUAAAAAUAACUUGUUACAUAUAUGAAAUUUUUUUGAUAAGCCUCAUGGUACUCAUAACAUAAAAACCUAUAAUAGAGUCACUAAAAAUAAAUAGCAAUGAAUUAAAACAUACUGCCAGGGAAAAAAUUACUUAACCAUAAAGGAAAAGAGUAAGAAAAAAAGAAAGGAGUUAGAAAACAACCAGAAAAUAAGCAAUAAAAUGGCAGUAGUAAGUUCUUACUUAUCAAUAUUAACACUUAAUGUAAAUAGAAUGAAUUCUCCAAUUAAAAGGCAUAGAGUGGCAGAAGGGAUAAAACAAGACCCAACUGUAUGCUGCCUUCAAAAAAGUCACUUCAUCUGUAAAGGCACACAUAGACUGAAAGUGAAGGAAUGGAAGAAGAUAUUCCAGGCAACUGGAAACCAAAAAAAGGCAGAAGUAUCUAUAAUAUAUCAGAUAAAUAGACUACAAAUCAAAGACUGUAAAAAGAAGCAAAGGAGUUCACUAUAUAAUGAUAAAGGGGUCAAAUCACCAAGAAAAUACAACAAUUAUAAAUAUCUAUGUACCCAUCACCAGAGCUCCCAAGUAUAUAUAAAAACAUUAACAAUUGCCUGUAUCAAAAUAUCUUAUGUACCCCAUAAAUAUACAUACCUACUAUGUACUCAUAAACAUUAAAACUUUAAAAAAACACUAACAGAUCUAAAGGGAGAAAUAGACUGUGAUACAAUAGAAGUAGGGGACUUUAACACCCCACUGUAAUAAUGGGCAGAUCAUUCAGACAAAACGUUUUUAAAAACUCAACCAUCAGAGUUUAACUACACACUAAACCUAAUAGGCCUAACUGAUAUUUACAAAACGUUUCACCCAACGGCUGCAGAAUACACAUCUUAUUCAUCAGCACAUAAAAUAUUCUCUGGAAUAAACCAUAUCUUUAACCAUUAAAUAAGCCUCAACAAAUCCAAAAAAGUAGAAACCAUUUCAAUCUUUUCAGAUCACAAUGGAAUAAAACAAGAAAUCAAUUAACAAGAGGAAUUUUGGAAACUACACAAACAUGUGUACAUUAAACAACAUGCUCCUGAACAACCAAUGGCUCAAUAAAGAAAUUAAGAAGGAAAUUUAAAAAUUUAUUGAAACAAAUGCAAAUGGAAAUAAAACAUACCAAAAUCUAUGGGAUACCGAAAAAGCAGUGUUAAGAGGAAAGUUUAUAGCAAUUUAUACCUAUAUCAAUAAAGUAGAAAGACUUUAAAUAAACAACUUAAUGAUGUACCUCAAUGUACUAGGGAGGUAGAACAAAUCAAAUCUGAAAUUAGUAGAUGAAAAGAAAUUAUAAAGAUUACAGGAGAAAUAAAUGAAGUUGGGACUAAAAAAAUAACAAAAAAUCAACAAAACAAAAAGUUGGUUUUUUGAACAAUGGAAUCAGCGAAACUUUAGCUAUACUAAGAAAAAAGAGAGAAAAUCCAGGUAAAUAAAAUCAGAAAUGAAAAAGGAGUCAUAAAAACUGAGACCUCAGAAAUACACAAAAUCCUUAGAGACUGUUAUGCUAUUAUGAGCAACUGUAGGCCAACAAAUUGGAAAAGCCGGAAGAAAUAAAUAAAUUCCUGAACACAUACAACCUGCCAAGAUUGAACCAUGAAGAAAUUAAAAACCUCCACAAACCAAUAACAAGUAAUGAGAUCAAAGCUGUAAUAAAAAGUCUCCCAUCAAAUAAAAGUAUAUGACCUCAUGGCUUCACUGCUGGAUUCUACCAAACAUUUAAAGAAGAACUAACACCAAUUCUACUCAAACUAAACUCUUCAAAAAAAUUGAAGAGGAGAAAAUACUUUAAACUCCUAUGGAGCCAGCAUUACCCUGAUAACAAAACCAGACGAAGACACAAUAAGACAAAAAAAAAAAAAAAAAAAAAAAAAGAACAAAAUUACAGGCCAAUAUCCCUGAUGAACAUAGAGGCAAAAAAAUUCUCAACAAAAUACGAGCAAACUGAAUUCAGCAAUACAUUAAUAAGAUCAUUCACCAUGAUCAAGUGGGAUUCAUCCCAGGAAUGCAAGGAUGGUUCAACAUACGCAAAUCAGUAAAUGUGAUACAUCAUAUCAACAGACAAAGAUUUAAAAAAUAUAAUUAUUUCAAUAGAUGCUAAAAACGCAUUUGAUAAAAUUCAACAUCCUUUUACAAUAAAAAGCCUCAUCAAACUAGAUAAAGAAGAAACAAACCUCAAAGUAAUAAAGCCUGUAUAUGACAAACCCACAGAUAACAUUUUACUGAAUGCAAAAAAUUGAAGGCUUUUCCUUUAAGAUCUGCAAAAAGACAAGGAUGCCCACUUUCACCACUUUUAUUUAACAUAAUGCUAGAAGUCCUGGCUAGAUCAAUUAGACAAGAGAAAAAAAUAAAGAGCAUCCUAAUUGGGAAAAAGAAGUUAAAUUAGCCUUGUUCACAGAUGACAUGACCUUAUACUUAGAAAAACCUAAAGACUUCACCAAAAACUGUUAGAACUGAUAAAUAAAUUCAGUAAAGUUGCAGGAUACAAAACCAACAUACAUAAAUUAGUAGCAUUUAUAUAUGCCAAUGGCAAACAAUCUGAAAAAUAAGUCAAGAAAGAAAUCCCAUUUACAAUAGCUACAAAGAAUAUAAAACACCUAGGAAUCAAUUUAAUUGAAUAAGUGAAAGAUCUAUACAAGAAAACCUGUAAAACAGUGAUAAAAGAAAUGGAAGAGAACACAAAAAAUGAAAGCACAUUCCAUGUUCAUGGGUUGAAAGAAUUAAUCUUGUUAAAAUGACAAUACUACUCAAAGAAAUGUACAGAAUCAAUGCAAUCCCUAUCAAAACGCCAAUGACAUUCUUCACAGAAAUACAAAAAGCAAUUAUAAAAUGUAUAUGAAACCACAAAAGACUCUGAACAGCUAAAGCAAUCCCGAGAAAAAAGAACAAAGCGGGAGGCAUUACACUACUUGACUUCAAAAUUUACUACAAACCUAUAGUAACCAAAUCAGCAUGGUACUGGCAUGAAAACAGACACAUAGACCAAUGGAACAGAGUAGAGAGCCCAGACAUAAAUACAUGCAUUUAUAGCCAACUAGUCUUUGACAAAGUUUCCAAGAAUGUACAAUGGAAAAAAGGAUAGUCUCUUCAAUAAAUGGUGCUGAAAAACCUGGUUAACUAUCUGCAGAAGAAUGAAACUAGAUUCCUAUCUCUGUCUAUCACCAUAUAGAAAAAAAAACGUAUUAAGACCUGUAUUAAAUCUAAGGCCUGAAAUUAUGAAAUUAGUAGAAGAAAACUCUGGGGAAACACUCUAAGACAUUGAUCUGGGCAAAGAUUGUUUGUGUAAGACUUCGAAAGCACAGGCAACCAAAGCAAAAAAAGGACAAAUGGGAUUACAUCAAGUUAAAAAGCUUCUGCACAACAAAAGAAACAAUCAACAAAGAGACAACCCACAGAAUGGGAGAAAAUAUUUGAAAACUAUACAUCUGACAAGGUAUUAAUAACCAGAAUAUAGAAGAAGCUAAAACAACUGAAUAGCAAAAAAAAAAAAAAUAAUAAAUAUAAUAAUCCAAUUGAAAAUGGACAAAAAAUGUGAUUAGACUUGUCUCAGAAGAAGACUUUCAAAUGGUCAACAGGUAUAUGAAAAAAUGCUCAACAUCACUAAUCAUCGAAGAAAUGCAAAUCAAAAUCACAAUGAGACAUUAUCUCACUUCAAUUAAAAUGAAUUUUAUCAAAAAGACAAUAAUGGAUGCUGGUGAGGAUGUGGAGAGAGGGGGACCCCUUAUACGCUGCCGGUGGAAAUGUAAAUUAGUACAGCCACUGUAGAAAACAAUAUGGAAAUUCGUCACAAAAAUAAAAUAGAACUACUAUAUGAUAUAGGAAUUCAACUACUGGGUAUGUAUCCACAAGAAAGUAAAUCAACAUUUUGAGGAAAUGUCUGCAUUCUCAUGUUUAUUGCAACCCUAUUUACAAUAACCAAAAAUGGAAUCAACCUAAGUGCCCAUCAAUGGAUGAAUGGAUAAAAAAAUGUGGUAUAUAUACACAAUGAAAUAUUAUUCAGCCAUAAAAAAAUAAAAUCUUGCCAUUUUCAGCAACAUGGAUAGAACUGGAGGUCAUUAUUUUAAAUGAGAUAAGCCAAGCACAGAAAGACAAAUAUUACAUGUUCUCACUCAUAUAUAUCAGCUAAAAAUGUGGGUAUCAUGGAGAUAGAGAGUAGACUGGCAGUUACCAGAGGCUGGGAAGGGUAGAGAGGAAGGAAGGAUGAAGAGAAGUUAAUUAAUUGGUACAAAUAUAUGACCUGAUAGAAAAAAUAAGACCUAGUGUUUGAUAGAUCAGUAGGGUGACUAUAGUUUAUAAUAAUCUAUUUUACGUUUCACGUGAGCUAUAAGGGAAUAAUUCAAAUGUUUCUAGCAUUAAGAAAAGUAUUUAAGGUGAUGGUUAUCCCAUGUACAUUGAUUUGAUCUUUACAUGAAAGUAUUAAAUUAUCAUAUGUACCCCAAACUAUGUAUUAAUAUAUCUUUUAUGCAUAAAUAAAAACACAUAAAAAUAAACAAGAAACAAAAAAACAAAAUCUCAUGAUCAGACUCUUUGCAGCUUCUAAAAUGUGAUAAAUUAAUUCAUUUAAAGCUGCUUAGUGGAAAAAAGCAUGAUGAUUUCUAGAAGAGAAAUAUCCACUUCCACCCUAGACCCUGACCCCUGCCCUGCUAUGGGUACAUUUUUAAAAUUACUAUUCUGCCAUCCCACACAUAAGGCAAAAGCUGUGAUGGUGGAAUAACACUGAUGACGGAAUAUCAGUUCAGGUUAAAAAAAUGGUGAAUAUAUGGGCAGGAGACAGGGUGACGUGGGUGAAGAAAUAUGGAGAAUAUAUUUGGAGGCUGAUGGAAUAUGGUGAGAUUCAUAGGUCCUAUUAUAAUUAGUCUUCUUGUUUGUUCAAGCAUAACGCUGACCCUAUCUGAAGCCAGUGUGGUUCUAUCAGAAGCAAGUGUCUGCCUGCCAUAGUUUGAGAAUCAGCAAUUUGAAAAGGCAGGAUGAAUGUAGGUGGAGAAACAUGGGGCUGUCUUUGCAGGUGACAUACUAUGGGAUUCUCAGGUCUCAUAAGGAUUAGCAUCUGAAGGACCAUGUGAAAUAACUAGUGGAUCAUUGUCCAUGUCACUUAUUAAUUAUAUGGAAAUCAGUGGUAAAAAAGGAUUUGCAUCUGGCAGUAAAGCCUAUUGAUAAUUGUUCCGUAUUUUAUUCAAAAGCAUUUAAUGAUUAUAGUUUAAUAAUAUUAUACUGUGUAUAUCAGAUAGUUUAGUUGCAUAUAAUGUUAAGCCUAUCAGUUAUACUUCCCAAGUUUACCCCUUAUUCAUUUACUCUUCUUAAUUGCUGUUGACACUCUUCCCCGUCCAAGCCAACAUUAUUUUUCAUCUGAAAGGCUAUAGUAGCCCCUCUAUGUCUACUUUUGUGAACUGACAGUCCGUUAUCCACAGAACCACCAGAGGAAGUUUUAAAAGAGGUAAAUUAGAUCCUGUCAUUCCCUUGCUCCAGGGGUGUCCAGUGUUUUGGCUCCCCUGGUCCACAUUGGAAGAAAAGAAUUGUCUUGGGCCACACUUAAAAUACCCUAACGAUAGCUGAUGAGCUAAAAAAAAAAAAAUUGCAAAAAGAUCCCGUAAUGUUUUAAGAAAAUUUAUGAAUUUGUCUUAGGCUGCAUUCAAAGCCAUCCUGGGCCGCAUGUGGCCUGUGCGCCACCAGUUGGACAAGCUUGCAACCUUACUAUAACUCCCUUUUCCACCAAGAAUAAAAUCCAGAUUCCUUUCUGUAGCCUGAAAGGCUCCACACAAUCCAACCCCUGCCAAGCUCUUGACCAAAUCCCGGUUACUCUCUCUCCAUCUUGCUCAGCCUACUACAGAGAAAGUUCUCUGUCACUUUCUCAGGUCUAGGCAAUCAGAGAAAUAGAUCAAACACUGAUUUGUAGCAUUUGCAAUUUCUGUGGUAUAAAUACUCCUAGAUAGCAACAUGAUGUCACUGAAGGUGAAUUUGGGUAGAAAUGUGCAGUCACACUCCAUUAUAAGUAUUUCCACCAUACAGAAACAGUAGGUGUAAAAAAAAUCUCAGAAGCAUAGGUCAUAGUACAAUGUAAUAUAACUCGUGAUAAGUUUUGAGUGUGUAUUACCUUUUGUUUUAAGUGAAAUGUAUUUACUUGUAAGUUUAUGUAACUUAUUUUAAAAUAACAUCUGUGUUUCAUACCUAGCUCAUGAAACUCCUGAACAUUUUACAAUAGGUUUCACAAGUGGGCUCCAGCAACCACUCUAUGUACCCCAGAUGUCCUCAAUAUUUUUCCCUGGAUUCACAUAUUUAUGCAUAACCAAGAAAAUGCCUCUAUGUUUUGUCCCAUGAGAUUUAGCCCAGACCUUUCCUGCAGUUGUAUUACUUUCCCUGGAGCCUUAUUAGUUAGGUUUAUUUCAUUAUGUCACCUUUCUCUUAUGGGAAAUGGUUUGGGGUCUGAAGUCCCUUUGUUUGGCCCCUGUGCUCUCUUUCCUUGGUGAUAACUCUGAUGCUAAUUGGUUAUCUUCCAAGACUGAAACAGAAACUCAGUAUCUCAUUUUGUCUUCCAAUUAUGCACCUGUGUCCAAAAUUAUGCAAAGAAAUAGGUAUCUAUUUCCUGCUGUGUCUUGUAAACAUCAUGUUUAUUACACUAACAUCGUUUUCUUCCCUGAAUUUAUGUGUGCAUGCCCACAAGGCUGUUUCAGUACCAGCUUCUUUUAUAUCCCUUUGUUUAAAAUACUUAUUUCUGAAAUGCUAUCUGAAUUUGAACAUACUAAAAUUGUUUAUGGUCAAUUUUAACUCUUAUUUAUUUGCUGUACCUUAGGGACUUUGUCUUUCUCAUAACUGUAUGCCCAGCCUCUAGUACAUUUCCUGGCAUGUGGUAGACACUUAGAAAAUAUUGACUAAAUGGAUGACUGCAUCUUCUUCCAUGCCCAAAACUAUAUAGUUUCUAAAAAAUCAGUUGUUCUGCCUGACUUUCCUGUUUUUUUCUUCCUAAUGGCACCACUCGUUUUUUGAUUGCCAAAGCUCAAACCCUGAGUUUUCUUAUGAGCAUCUUUCUUUCACUCCCAGUUGUCACCAGUCUUGGUAGUGUCCCAACAUGUGUUCUCCCUUGGCCCCUGUAAAUUCUUUUUAACUCUGCCACUGGCCCAUCUCAGAGCCUUAUCAUCAUUCACUAGGCUACUGUUAACUCUCUUCUAAUUAGUUUUCCUACCUCCAGUCUUUCUUCACAUUAAUCCAUCUUCCUGGUGUCAGAGGAACCCUCCCGAAGCAAGGCCAGAUCAUGUCACAUCCUUUAAAAUGGACCAGAUGGCUCUGAAAGCGUCAGGAUAGAGUCCAGAUUCCCUCACGUGCCAUUCAGGCCCUUCCACAAUCUGGCCUUAAUCUGCCUGCCCGCCCUUCUCUCGCCGCAAUUUCUUCCACAUUUAACAUGCCCACGUCUCCCAGGUGACUUCCUCAGAACACCGUUUCCUCAGAAAGUAAUGGAGGUUGCACUGAACACAUUCCCCAUGGCCAAAUAAGCUGGGGAGGCAAUGCUGGCCUAAACAGCUGGUGAGACUUCUCAGAGCCUAAGUAUGUUGAAAAAUAAGACCGAACAAUAUGUUGUUUGGGAUACGCAUUUAGCAAAACUGUAGAGAAAAACAAUGGAAUGAUAAAUACAAAAUUGAAGGCAGCAAUUAUCUUUGGUGGAAAGGAGAGAGCUGUGACCAGAGAGGGAUAUAUCAGUGGCUCCAAUGAUGUUAGAAAUUGUUCUCUAUCUUAAGCAAGGUACUGGGUAUACGAGUGCAUGUUAUUUGUUAUUAUGUUGCUUUUCACAUUUUAACAUCUCUGAAAUCAGGAUAGGCCUACAAUCACAGAUAGCCAGGUGACAAUUGUGCUGUAGUUGUCUUUACAACUACAGCACAAUGAUGUUAGAAAUUGUUCUGUAUCUUAAGCAAGGUACUGGGUAUACGAGUGCAUGUUAUUUGUUAUUAUGUUGCUUUUCACAUUUUAACAUCUCUGAAAUCAGGAUAGGCCUACAAUCACAGAUAGCCAGGUGACAAUUGUGCUGUAGUUGUCUUUACCUUAAAAACAUCAUCGCUGAUUUCUUUCACUUGUGUUCUCUUUUUUUUUUCUUGCAUGCAUGAGUGUCAUAAGGCAAAAAAUCUAAGCCUGAAAGACCUCUUUUGUUAAGUAUAAAAUAAAAAUCUAAAUGGCAAGAAAAUAAUUCAUCUAUGAGUUUAUAACAAUAUCUACAUUCUUGUUUUAUGGAAACUAUAGGGUCUUCAGGGCUGAAGCAGUUUUCCCACAACCUCUUCCCCUAUAAUAGUCAAUGUUCAUGGUACAGAUGAUUGCUACAAUAUGAAGCUCAGUGUCUUACACCUAGUAAGUGCACUCUAAAUAUUAUUUAUUGGAUUUCCAGUGACUAUAUUAAUAUUGAACUCAAAUGAUUCACUAACAUUCUUCACCAAAUCUGGUCAUUUUCAAAAAAUAAAAAAUAAAAACAACAACAAAACAAACAAACCAAGAACAGUGAUUGGAAAGCCCACUUUGAUAAAUGUCUGACCUGAUAAGACAAUCCAUAUCUAUGUGCUAAUAGGAAGAAGUCUUAAAGGCAUAUUGAUACUACUCUUCUCUGAACUGUUUCUGUGCUUAGUUUUCUAUGAUGUGCCAUGUAGUGAAUUUUGUCUUCACAAAUUACUUCUGUUUUUAACAUAAAAAUCAUAAUAUCCUUGAGGGAUUGUGGCUUAUAUUUUAGCACUACUUAUAAUGCUAUGCAUACAGUGUUACUUAAUCUGUUGUUUGAUUAAUGAUUCUGUUUGUGUAAGUGUCACAUUGAUCAUAUCCUCAAAACACAGUUCUUAGGCUGUAAUUCAGCUCUGUUCUUAUUGCCACAGCAUCUUAAAAUUCUACCUGUGAAUCUAAAUUGGAAGUCAUUCUGUAGUGUGUGAUUCUUAUUUAUUUGGCUUAUAGUAAAUCAAGAGAGAUUGAUUGGUAGUUUAAUAAACCGAUUUAUAAGAAAGUCCCCAGUCAUUGUGUCCACUGACCUUCAAGGUAAGAAUGUUGGUUUGACCAGUUGUAGGUUCAGUAACAUUGGAUCCAGCUUUCCGGGAGAUACCCAGAAUCUCCAUAUGACUAAAUAUGGACUUCUAAGAUUCAUGUAGACACUACCUAUUCUGAUCAUCACUUUCCAUGAAGACGCAAGUCUCAAAUUAUUAUUUUAAUAGAAUCAGCCAUCAUCUUGCAGUCUGUUUAACUGUUGACUUUUAUUUUCAUUUGCAUAUAUUCCCUUUUAUGAAAGGGCUACUCCUUUUCCUUGGUUCACUUGUGAUCUUUAUUUUUUUGUUACAUGCUUUUCUUGCUGUUGAACAAGGUUUAAAUUGGAUCACUGAUCUAAAAUAUUCAUUUUGAAAAUUACUUCACAAAAAAUUAAAAGAUUAAUAGUUAAUGCUUUCAACUGUGGUCUGUAGUGAGGGCCAAAUGGUAUUAAAAUUUGUUCUUCCUUGUCAUUCUGUUCUAAAUAAUAUCUAUUAGGAUGAUUAGUACCAAAGAAGCGAUUUUGCUCUGUUGUCCAGGCUGGAGUGCAGUGAAGUAAUCAUGGUUCAUUGCAGCCUCUGUGUCCCGAGUUCAGGUGGUCUUUCCACCUCAGCCUCCAAAGUAGCUGAGACUACAAAUGCAUGCUACCAUGCGUGGCUAAUUUUUAAAAAUUUUUUUAUAGUGAUAGGGUCUCACUAUGUUGCCCAGGAGUUCACUGGGCCCGAAUGAUCCUCUUGCCUCAGCCUCUCAGAAUGCUGGGAUUACGUACAUGAGCCACUGCCACUAGCUGUGAUCUGUAUUUUUCUGUUGCUCACAUACCACUGUAGUGCUAACCAUUUACUGAGUUCUAGUUCUAAUCAUUUGUGGGGUAGAGACUUUGGGUAAUAUGUUCUAUUCCUAAACCCUUGCUUUUGGAUUGUGAAAAUGGAAGACUAUUUAGAAGUGGAAACAAUUGAGUUGCAAUCUUUAUACACCUAAACCAGGACCAGAAAUCCUGGAUUGCUGUGUUUGCCAUUUGUUCUUAAAAAUAAUAAAUCCUAGAACAUAUUUUAUUACCCCAUUAUUACAUAUCAAAAAUUAAAUCUUCCCAAGACAAAUAAAAUAAAUGAAAAGUUAAUUGUGAAUGUAGCUUAUUUCAAAAAUUACACUUAAAUCUAUACCUGAAAAUACUUUUCUUUAGUGAAGAAGACAUCAUUUAAAUGUUUCAUAAAAUUUUAGAAUGAAAAACUUCUUGUAGAUUUAAUUCAUUCUCAUUUUAGAAGAACAGAAUUAAAAUUGCCUCUUUGGUUAAUUUAAAUAUUGAUACUAAUCAUCCUAAUAGAUAUUAUUUAGAACAAAAAGACAAUGAAGAACAAGCUUUAAUACCAUUUGGCUGUCUCUAAAGACCACAGUUGAAAGCACCAACUAUUAAUCUUUUAAUUUUUGGUACAGUAAUUUUCAAAAUGAAUAUUUUAGAUCAGUGAUCCAAUUUAAACUCUGUUAAAUAGCAAGGAAAGCAUGUAAUCAGAAAUAAUUCUUCUGUCACAUUUCAACAUUAAAGUCAAGGCCUUUUACAAACCUUUGAAAAGUAUUUGGGAAUAACCUCAUUAUAUUUUAAAAAAUUCUUUCUUUUUUUUUCAUAGGAUAUACAUGUUAUAUGUCACCUCUCCCUGAGAUCUUUUGUAAUAGAAAGUCUUCAAUGUGUUCGUAAUAAAGAAUUCUAGGUAAUAAAAUUUUAUUUUCUUUUUAAGGAUAUGCUGAAAGUGAGAAAGGGUAUUAAAGUAUUAAACUACUCAAAGAACACCCCAAAAUAUUUUCAUUAAUAAGAUUAAUAAUUUGCACUGCAUUUAUCUGAAAAAAAACACACACACACAGUGCUACAUUAAUCAGUUUGGCAGUUGUUUUAAAAGGAUAAUGUCUUCUGAACAACCUAUUAGAAGAGAGAGACAUGAUGCAGACUUGGAGGUUCAGCAUUUGGAAACCAUCCAGAGCAUCACACUGAGGAGCCAUAGAGUAGGCUUUUGUGGCAUAGAGCCCUAGAAUUUUUGGAAAUUCUAACUUGAGUGCCAAAAGAGCUGUGGUUAUCUGUGAUUUCAGAGGCAGCUCACUGGGUUCUCUAUGAUGUAGAAAGCUUGAACCCUAGUUCUCACGGAGAUCAUCAGCUCCACAAAAUUGGCUGGAGAAUUAUUAUUAUUGCAGAGAAGGAGGGCAAUUGUCAGGGUUUGUUAGUCUGUAUUCUAUAAUAGUCUGUGUAUUGGUCAGGGUUCGCCAGAGAAAAAGAACACACAGGAGAUACACACACACACACACACACACACACACACACACACACACACGCUUUAAUAUGAGGAAUUGUCUCAAGAAAUAUGGAGGCCAAGAAGUCUCAGAAUCUAUAGUUUGGGCAAGCUGGAUAUUCAGAAGUGAAAAUGGUUUAGAUCCUGUUUAAGUCCAAAGGCCUGAGAACCAGAAGAGCCAAUGACAUAAGUUCUAACCUGAAAGCCAAAGGUCCAAGACCCAAGAAGAGCCAAAGUUUUAGUCAAUGUUUAAAAGCAGAAAAAGAUUGAUGUCCAACCUCAGGCACUCAGGCAGGAGUUUCCUCUUACUUGUGGGAGGGUCAACAUUUGUUGUUCUCUUCAGGUCUUCAACUAAUUGAGGCCCACCACAGUGGGGAAAGCCAUCAGCUUUACAUAGUCUACUGAUUCAAAUGUUAAUCUUAUCCAGAGUAAUGUUCUCCCAAAUGUCUGGGUACCCCAGGUCCACUCAAGUUAACAUAUAAAAUUAACCAUCCCAAUCUAAUAGCUUUUCUCACAUUGCCUAAAAGAUGUUGAAACUACCUGUAAUAUACAUUUUUUUUUUCAGGCGAGAUUUAAGAGAAUUAAAAGCAGGGCUUUAUGUGGAACCAUUAAUGUUUCAGACUUGGAAGAGAUAUUUUAAAUUUCUAGUACAACUCUUUCACUUUAUCUUCAUAAAGAUGACUCUCUUGGGGCCUCUGAGGUAAUGAGAGGCCACCCUGGUCCCUGACCUCCUGUUCUUAGACACGGGCUUCUCCUACAGUCCACAUAACCCCUCUCAAAGCCAAGGAAGGCAUUACCUGAGGGGAGGCUUGUUUUCUCCUUCAUCUGCUUCUGCUCUUUAUUCUGCUCCUCUUCGUCAUUUACCCUAAGCUCUUCCUCCUAUUGUUCCUCUUACUUUUCUCACUCCUUGUCUUAUUCUUCCUGUUACCCCUCUCUCUCUUCUCUUUCUCCUUCUUUACCUCUUCCUCUUUCUUCUAUUCUUCUUUCUGCUCUUCCUGCUCUGUCUUCUAUUUUCUAGUGUGGGAUAAACUUAAUAAAUAGGUUGCCCUAGGUUGUUCUUUCUUCAGCCUGAAGGUGAAGGCGUCAUCUCCCUGUGAUGGCUCCUCUUUUGAGCCAUGCUCCCAGAGACAUAAUCAAAAUAAGAGUGUACCUGAGGACUUGGUAACUGCAUAUGUAAUGCCCCUUUGGGUGACACUUGACAUCUCGUAGGAAAGAUUGUUCAGGGCAUUUGCUCAGUAAGAUUCACAUUUAAUUAGCACAUACUAUGUGUUGGGUUCUAUGUUAGGCACUUCAGCUCAGGUAGGAGGAAGACAGAGGUCUGGGAAGGUCUAUCAUAAAAAGGUAGUAACCUUUUCAGCAAAGGACAUAAAAAUUGUAGACUAGAAAUAAUGAUAAUGAUGCUUAUAUAAGUUUUUCAAGUUUUGUAUUAUCUCAAUGUUUGGCAUUAAUUAAUUUCAUUUUUAUUAUUGCACUUCUUAUUGUGUUAUUAUUGCAUCUUUGACUACAUACAUUAAUUCACUUGUUUAUUCAUUCAACUACUUACCCAAUUAUCUAACAUUUACUUAGCUCCUACUCGGUUCUGGGCAUGUAUUAGUAAAUAAGACAGAUUUUUCUCUCAAAAAGAGAUAACAUAGCAUAAGGACUAAAAAUUUGGACUCUGAAAUUGGAUAGCUGGUGUCUGAGGCCCAGUUUUUGUCACUCACUUAGACAUUAUCUUUUCUAAGCCUAAUUUGCUCAUUGUAAAGUGGGGAUUAUUAAUAGGACUAUGGUGAAGAUUGAAGGCAUUUUGGGAGUGCUUGGCACAUAGUAAGCACUCAUGAAUGUUCAUCAUUGUUAUUACUGACAGCUGGCUCAGAGAUUUAUGGAAGUAAACCAACAACAGAGAACAGUGUAACAAAUGUCAGUGCAGGGAAGCACUUGGCCCAGCUAGAGAGAUCACCGAAGGCUUUCUGGAAGACAUGGCACUUGAGUCAAGACCAUAGGCAGAAUAGGAGCUACCUGGCAAGGAGUCUAGAAGAGGAUAUUUCAGGCAAAGAAGAACAGCACUUAAAAACGCAAUAGGCUAUAAGAGCUCGAGGUAGGUGUAUUAGUCUGUUCUUACACUGCUAUAAAGAAAUAUGUGAGACUGGGUAAUUUAUAAAGAAAAAAGGUAUAAUUGACUCAUGGUUCCACAGGCUGUACAGGAAUCAUGAUGCUGGCAUCUGCUCAGCUUCUGGGGAGGCCUCAGGAAAACUUACAAUCAUGGUGGAAGGCAAAGGGGGAGCAGAGCAGGAGGAAGUGGGGCAGGGAGGUGCCACACACUUUUAAACAACCAGAUCUCAUGAGAACCCUUUCAUGAGAGCAGCACGAAAGGGGGAAAUCCACACCCAUGAUCCAAUCACCUCUCACCACACCCCACCUCCAACAUUGGGGAUUACAAUUUGACAUGAGAUUUAGGUGGGGACACAGAAGCAAACCACAUCACAGGGCUUGGAGAAGAGCACUGAAGAAGAAAGGUUUUAUUUAUUAAACGGCAGAAGUAGACUUUGUAGGGGUCAGUGUCAGGACAGUUCAAUCACCCAUUUUACAGAUGAGAAGACUGAGGCCCAGCUGCCUCUGUUGAACUGAAUAGACUAAGGUCAAACAGCUGGUGAAUGAGAGAGCUCAUUUACACCACAGCCUCCAUCACCAGUGCAGAGUCAAGUGGGAGAACAGCCUGCUGUAAGUGUACAUGUAGGAGGCAAGAGUUUAUGUAGAGAAGUUUGUGUCAGCAGCUAUGUCUCUCCAUGACUUAUACUCUUUCUUAACUAGCUGUGUAUUUAAGGUUAUUAAAGCAAGUAUUUUGGGGUGUAUUAUUGUUAGACACCCGUCUUAAUCCAUUUUGUGUUGCUAUAACAGAAUACCUGAGGCUGAGUAAUUUAUAAAAAAAAGAGGUGUAUUUAGCUUACAGUUCUGCAGGCUGGAAAGUUCAAGAAGCAUGGCACUGGCACCUGAUCAGCUUUCGGUGAGGGCUUUUGUACUGCAUCAGAACAUGGUGAAGAAGGACAAAGGGGAAGCAGACACAUCUGAAGAGGGACUGAACCCAAGGUGUGUCCUGGUUUUACAACAACCCACUCUUGAGGGAACUAAUGCAUUCCUUUGAGAACUAGUCCUGUCUUGCCAGAGUAAUUCUCUCACUACCACAAGAACAACACUAAGCCAUUCAUGAAGGAUCUGCUUCCAUGACCCAAAUACCUCCCACUAGGACCCACCUCCCAAUACCAUUAUAUUGGGAAUCAAAUUUUAACAUGAGCUUUGGUGCGGACGAACAAACCAUAUCCAAACUAUAGCAAAGACAUUAAUGCUUCUUCUUGUCAGAGCUCAUCCACACUUGAUACUACCACUUCUCCUCAUUGCAAAUCUAAGAACUAUUUGGUUGAUACAAAAGUAAUCAUGGUUUUGCCAUUAAAAGUAAUGGCAAAAACUGCAAUUACUUUUGCACCAACCUAAUAUUUGCAAAUUCUUAGCCAUGUGAUCUGGUCAAGAUGAAGAAAGGGAUCUGAAGAAUUAAUGAUUUGUAAUCAAGAAAAAAAAGUCCAAAUCUAGAUAUACUGUUUUGCAGGUCCCAAUUUCUCAUCAUUAGUAUUUAUUUAGUCCAUUAGUUGUCAUUCGACAAAUGGAGCUUUCAUUAACUCUGGGUCCUAGGACCUAGAGAUACCAUAAUGACCAAGAUGAACUGCCCCACCCCACAGUGAUGGUGGUAAUGUGACAAGUAAAUAAGUGACUGCAAAAUAGUGUGACAAAUGCAAUAAAUGUCCUAAGAUGGACAUUUAUUCUGAUCCAGAGCAUCAAGAAGGGCUUUCUAGAGGCACUAAUUUCAGCAUUGAGCUUUGAAAUAGAUAGAGGUUAGAAGUUACUGAGCUGGAAAGAACUGGUAGUUAGGCAAAGGAGGCCUGGGGAACAUCAGGGCAGUGGCCUGGAGGCAAGAGGCUGUAACUGAGGAAUCAGAAGAGAGGCAGUGUGGCUAGAAUGUAGGGGAUUCAUUCAUCUCUGGAGAGGAGGCUGGAGAGGUAUAGAAGCCGGAUAUGAAGGGCCAUGUGAACCUGAGAAAGGAAUUGAAAGUUAAUUCUAUGAACGCUGUGGGAUCAUACAGUAUUUAUGCAGGGGAGAAAAAGAUCAGACAUUGGAUUUUAGAAAGGUCCUUCCUGCUGCAGUGCUGUCACAGAAGAGAUUGCCAUAACCAAGAGUGGGUGCAGGAAUAUCAGCUUGGGGACUUUUAUAAGGGUGGCCUAGGGAUGAAGGGAAGAGGAAGGAUGGGAGUGGUAAUUAGCUUAAUAACUGGGUGUGUGGGUGGAUGAGAGAGAGAAAUCAUAGAUAAAUUGCACUCACCAGAUGCUACUGAAUCUAUCUGUCUCUGCUAGUCCUGUUCACAGAAACAGGGGACACUGGGAGAGGGAGAGCCUGAGGAUAUAAAGAGGAUCAGAAGACAAAGGAGUGAGUUUAGCUUUAGACCAUUUGAAUUUGAAAUGUUUGUGGGUCACCCAGGUGUGUCUGUCCAGCAUAAAGCAGGCCAGUGAAAAUAUCAGUGUAUGUAUGUAAACUUAAUAACUAGUUAUUUUAUGAAUACACUCCCUGGAUAAGGAGAUCAAAUUCCACCUAGGAGCUGGGUGGUUUCUCAGCACUCAAAGCAGUCCCAACAGGCUCUAAUUGAGCUCAGAGUGCCUAGCCAGGCACUGGGGGAACGGGAGAAGGAGGAGCAGAGAAAAAUCUAGAUGGGGCUGCUUAUGUAAGGCCAGAAUUCAGAGAGAAAGCCAGAGGCACUGCGGAAUCUCUUCUUCAUAGCCAUGGGAAUAAUAGUAAAAUUGUUCAUGAAACACCAAGUUGCCUGAGUAGUAAAUGAACUAAUUUUGUGAUAAGCUCAAAGGACACAGAAGCUAAAAACAUGGACUUUUGAGCAGAUAAUUCUGGUUUAAACUCCCAUUUCUGUCCCUUUCUAUAUGACCUUAGGGAAAUUACUCACUCUCUCUAAGCCUCAGUUUCUUUAUCUUUAAAUGAGAUGACACUACCUAGUUAGAUAUAAAAACACCUAGCUUAUUGGAUUGCUGAAGGAUUAAGUGAAAUAUCGUAUAUGAAGUUCUGGCAAGUUUCAGUGUUUGUCAAUAGUGAGCCCUCAAUCUCUGGUAGUUACUGUUGCUGUUAUGAGAUAUCCCAAGAAGGCAAAUAUCCUUGUUGCCAUGUUUACUACAGCAGCAGGGAGGAAAGGAGCAGACAGCCACACCCAUUCACAUAUAUGUGUAUAGAACAUGUGACUAUACACGUAUUUAUAAUAACAGAAGACUUCAUUAUUUUCUUGCUUUAAAACCAUAACCAUGUAAUUUUAUGAAAAUAUGAAAGAAGAGUGCAUCCCGUUGCUAAGUGAUAUGCUCAUGUAAUUACUGGGGAAACAGAUGGCCAAUCAAUAGUAGACAGCUAAUUGCCUUACAAAUAGAUUUAGUUAAAGAUUGGAAAUGAUGAUAAAAGUGUGUUGUCCUUAUGAUAGUGAUAUUAAGGCGGUUCAUGGUCAAUUAUAAUAAUAUAAAUCAUAUUGAAAAGAGCAUCUUAUUUCUACUUUUAAGCUAAUAGGAAGCCACUGCUUUCUGUAUUGUUGAGUCAAGUUUUGGAAGAAAAAUGGAACCACUCAUUGUGCUAGACAAAUGCUUUAUUCUAGGCUACUUUUUCUUCCAAGGAAGAUGAGCAUUUGAAAAGUAAUUAUCUAUCCAUUCAUUCUGCCAACCAACAUUUAGUGAACAUCCACUAUUAUACUUUCAUGCAAACUUUCUUCUUCCAUACUCUACCUUCUUCCUCCACUUUGCUCCUAAAAAGUCCAAACUACCAGAAAAAUGUAGAAGUGGGCACCCUGUGUACACACAUGGCUGAUGACAAGGUAAAUUGGAACAAUAUUUUAAGAAAACAGUAUGCUUCUGUCAAUCAAGCACAAAAGUAUUAUGCCAGUUGGUCCAGGAAUCUCACCUCCUUGGAAACUAUGUGGAGAAAAUAAUUCAGCCAAAGAAAAAAGCUGCUUGUAUGAAGAUAUUUAUUGUGGAAUUAUUUAUAAGAAUAAAUUGGAAACAAAUUAUAUGUCCAAUGCUAAAUAAUAAUUAAGAAUGACAAUCCCAUUUAUGAAUUCUACAUAACAUUAUGCAGCUAUUUAUAAUGUUUACAGUCUUCUUAGAAAUCUGAACAAAAUUUAUGAUCUCAUAAAUAAGGUAGUUUGCAAGAAUUCACCAGUUCUAUGUUUAUAGCUAUGCAAAGAAUAAGUAUAAAAUAGGAAAAUGACUGAGAAAGAGCAAACAAAACUGAAAAUAAUUGUGUUAGAAGAGUGGAAUAUUCUUUUUUCAGUCUUCAACAACUCAUUUUGAUAUUCUUUUAUGAUAUAUUAAAUGUGAACACCACAAAGAAUUGUUCUGUAUGUAGUCAAAAUCCAAGAUGGCACCUUCCAAACACCAAAUAAAAAGCCUUCCUUGCUUUUAGAAUUCAAGUAAUCUUAGAGCAAUAAAUAGUUGUUUCUCCAUGUCUUAUCUUCCUUGUUUUGUACUGUGAGAGGCAUUUACAAGUAUAUUGAAUUUCUCUUGCUUAUGAAUUCAACUGCUGCUGCUUUUCAACAAACAGCCUUAAUCCUUUGUUUGGCUGUCAUAGUUGCUACUGCAGGAAUUAUGAUGCUGCCAACAGAGAAUUCAGGAGAUAAAAUGAAGAGGUUUGUAAAUGCCAGUACACUUGCACCCUUUUCUUGAUAUUACCAACUGUACAUAUGUGUAUAUCUCUUUCUAUAUAUUUGUCCUAUUAAACUCCAACCUUGUUCAGUGCGUGGACCAUAAGGUUUAUUUAAUCUGAAAACAUGCUUUGCAUGCUAUAAUUAUUAUUACAGAAGAAAAUAAAUGUACUCACUAAUCAGAAUAUCCACUAGCAAUGAAGAAGGAAAAUGCUGCCGUCCUUGGGGGUAGAUUUCUGUAAUGUUCCUCAUGCCCAUGCCAGAAUUUUGUUUUCUUUUUCUUUCAACUUCCUAGACCCUAAUUUCCAAUGUCAGAAUAGUUUCCCAGUCAGAAUUGGGUAGGAGAGAUGGAAGUCUGUGCUGGCUGCUUUUAUAAAUAUUAUGUGGUUGUUAUUUUAGUGUGAUUAAAAAAGAAAACAAUGACUAAAAUUAUUCGUAAUGAUUCAUAUUAACAUUGUGAGGCAAUAAUUAUAUUUCUAUAUUUCUAUAUAUAUAUAUAUUUUGAGAGAGAGUCUCACUCUGUCACUCAGGCUGGAGUGCAGCGGUGCGAUCUCGGCUCAUUGCAACCUCUGCCUCUGGGGUUCAAGUGAUUCUCACGCCUCAGCCUCCCAAGUAGUUGGGACUAUAGGCGCACUCCACCACACCUAGCUAAUUUUGUAUUUUUGGUAGAGAUGGGGGUUUUGCCAUGUUGGCCAGGCUGAUCUCAAACUCUUGACCUCAGGUGAUCCACCAGCCUCAGCCACCCAAACUGCUGGGAUUAUAGGGGUGAGCCACCAUACCCAGCUGGGAAUAACUAUAUUUCUAAAUGACAGAGCUUCAUUAGGGUUAGACAUUUGUGAGGAACAUGCUUGCUUGCUGGAGAUGCUUGGCUUGCAGGUGCCUGCCAUUUGCAUGUUGUAUAGUGCACAUCUGAACUUUGGAGCCACUCUUACCAUCUGCCAUAAACUGAAAGGUGCAAUUUCCAAAACUGUUUUCCUUAAGACCCAGGAUCUGAAAAAGAUUAUUUGAAAAUCCCCUUAGAGAUGGAAAGAAAGAAAAAAAGAAAGCAAUGGUCCUUUUGCUUGUAUAUUAUUCUAUUCAAUCUUCACUUUAGAUAAAAAUCACUGUAGGCCUUUGGUGACAGAAACAGAUGUCUCAAAGAGGACUGGAUCACACAAAGUCAGAUUUCACCUGGGUAGAAAGCAUUCUGCAUUGACAACCAUCUGGGUUUCAACUAGAUGAAAUGUGAUGAUGCAGAAUAUUGUCUCAUAAUACUUAUGGAUGUUUGGCUAAUAGCACCAGUGAUGACUGACCAAGGCCACUCACAGGGAGCAGCUGCACAAAUGUAUGUACGUAGAUGUCUGUGUGUCUGUGUAUAUGUAGGCAUGUGUGUAUAUAUAAGCAUGGGCAUGUUUAUAUGCAUGUUUAUAUGCAUAUACACAUAGGUGUGUAUGUGUGUACAUAUGAGUGUGCAUGUACAUACACAUAUAUACAUGUAUGCGUAUGUAUAUGUGUGUAUAUAUGUGUGUAUGCAUGUGUAUGUAUGUGCACUAAAUGUUUUUAAUUACAUUUGCCAAAUGCAUUUUUGGUUUAUAUAACUUCCCACAUUUCCAAGGUUACUGACAUAAUUUAACACCCAACAUAUGUCAGAGUUGUUAUUUUGACUUUUUUAAAAUUAAAGAUGCAAUUUCUAAAUGAGUGCAGGAGACUUCAGAAAUAUUACUGUGCUAAAUUUCAAGCUCCUGAAACUUUAAAACUCAGAAAAGAAGGGUGAGAUCUUGGACAUAAGCUCCUGUUUUCAUUUGCUUAAAAUGCGAAUAGAUUGCAAGACAUCCAGGAUCCACAUUUCCCCAGUAAAGGCCUUGAGUCGUAAGACACUAUCACAGGCAAAGGCAGUUUCCCUGCCAGCCCCCUCAUUUCACAGAAUACAAGUGUAGCCCUUGUGUAGGUAAGCGAGUCCAGAGUGUCCUGGCUUCUCGUGGGCCUCUUUAUUGCAAACAGAGUAGACUUUUAAAUAAGCCAGAGCCUUAGCUUCCAGAAAGAUAAUCCGAGGCAUGGAAAGGAUGGUUAGUCUGAUGAGCUAAUUUUAGGACCUGGAAUCUCAGCAGCAUCCUUUUAAUAUUGCAGCACACGCUGCUGUUUCCAGGGCCUCUUCAGGAUCUCCUUAAAUAAAUUAGGAUCUAAAGAGCCCUCCUGUUUCCUUAGAGUUAAGCUAAUGCUGCCAGCAGUGCCAUUUUGGUUCCUUAGUUGCUCUCUGUAGGCCUCAUAAAGCCCUUUCUCAACCCUCCACAUGCUGGGCAAAGCACAACCUGGUGGUCGUGGCUCAGACACCAUUUAAUUUCCUUCUCAAACCAUCUUGUUUUAUGUAAGUUGACCUUUUCAUGACUGUAAAAUUUCCUCAUUAGAAAAUGACAGGCUCUCUGGGAUUGCAAACCUUUCCUGAUAACACUCUGUAUAAAGGUGUCUGUGAAAGAUUUUUCUCACUUAAAAAUGAAAAGAGACCCUUUUGUCUACUCCACUAGCAGCUUUCAGAGCACACAGACAAUCCACUUGAAUUUUGUUUAAAAAAAAACAAACAAACAGGAAACCUUCACUUGUUGGGGCAGCCAGUAAGGGGGUGUCAGAGAUGAAUCUGAAGGAUCUGGUUUUAAGAAACUCAGAAUCAUUAUCCACUUCAUUUUCAGAGUACCCAUUCUCUGUUAAGUAUGUAACAUAUGCCAUUGCUAGAAUUUCCUACAGCUCUACAGGGGUUCCUAUUACAGUUGAGGAAACUUGGAUUCAGAAAGGUCCAGAGGCUUGCCCAAGGUCAUUGAGCAGGAGAGUGACAGAGCUAGUGCUUCAACCUAGGUCCUUGUGGCUCUGUUCUUUCCACUGCAUCAUUCUGCCUCUCAAGGCAAUACUUGCUCAAAAAAAUAAAUUUCAGACAGACAUGCUGCAGAUGCCUUAGUUUGCAUGGAAUACACACUGUUAACAACAGUUAUUGGAUUGGAGAAUUACUAGGGUUUCUGACCUCAGCAACUGGAGUACCUUCGCUACAGUACCAGUCCUGAGCCAGGCUGCUAGGAUUCAAACCCUUUCAUGGCCCCUGGCUGGCUGUGGCAUUCAGGGUUGUCACUUCUCUGGAGUGAGGUCUCUUGAGCAGAAACAUGAGCACAUGUAACAUAAUACCUUCCUCACAGCAUUGUUGUAAGGAGUAAAUGAGAGAAUGCUUGCAAAAUGCUGUUGGGUAAUUAAUACAAAGUAGCUGUUAUUAUUACCAAAAUGACAUAGAAAUGUUGCUGCCUCCCUGCCCAUAGGAAAAAACUGGGGGAGCAAAUCAACUUGUGACUUGCAAGAAACCUCAAAUAAUAGCACCAAAUAAAGAAGGCUGAUGUACACAAUUUGCCAACAGUGGAGGGCAUUGCGACAAAAACCGCCCGACAGGAAGGCCGAGGCUGUCACAUCCCAUUACUCUGGAGCUGUGACUUCAUGCUGACUCAGCCAAAGGCAGGCAGUAAUCACAGCCAAGUUUAUAUGCUCAGAAUUGAUGUGGCCAUAUUUCCACAUUCUCAAAAGCAAAGCCAAGAGAAAACGGCGAUCAGAAAGUUUUUAUGGGCCUCAUCAUGAAAUGGUGACAGCUCCAGCUUAUUGAUUUGCCUUUAGUUAACCUCUGUAAUUCGAAGUGAUCACCCUGCCAAAAAUGAAGGUUUAUCAAGGGAAUCCUUUUUACCUUUUGGUCUUUUUGGAACAAAGACCUUGUCCGUUCUUCUUUAUUCUAUAGAGUAAUUGAUUUGGGUUGAUGGUAAGUGUUCAGAUGAGAUUUCUGGAGGACAUUUAUCUGAGUCGUCCCAAACAAUCAUUAUUGUUUAUGUUGAUGAUGUUUUUGCCUCACCCAUUCAGAAAUGCUGCAGUACAUUCAUGGGCGCAGUCAAAGCAGUGUUUUCAAUUAUCUUUUUGUAUUUCUAAUUGGUAGAAAUAAAUUAGAAGACAUGUAUUUGACUACUAUUCUGCACCAGCAAAUCCAUUUUUUUUUUAAUGAUGCUAAUUGUGGUUGUCAUGGAAACCCUGAAAGUAGUUAGGCUGAAUUGCUCAAUGUAUUUCUUUUUUUCUCUGUAAGUGAUUAUUUCUUUGGCUGAUAUUGAAGUUCUUCUAGAAAGCUAUUAUGCAUACGCUCACAAGACAUUUACUCUAAGUUAAGAUGCUCGAUAAAUCUGUUACACCAAUUAUAUUUGUACUGUGGUUAUGAGAAUCAAUAUGCUUGAGAUGUAAACUGAUCACCUAGAAAAGUGAAUAAACCAGUUGGCUUGUUUUUUUAUUUUAUUUUCCUGAAAGUAGUGAUGUAAUGCCUAGAUGAUUUUCAAAAAUAUUCUGCUUGCUUUAAACUUUUGGUAUUAUUUAAUGUCUGUGUGUAUGCUUUUCAAAUGUCAUUUUGCUGUAACUUUUCUGAAAAAUGUCAAAAUUAUAUUGAAGAGUCAUGUCUGCUUCUUGUUAAUCCUGUUGGCAGAUUUCAGGGGGAAAAGAGAUAUACAUGGAGGAUAUAGGCUGAGGAAGAAAGCCUCUGAGUCUAAAUGGUCGUAGAUAAAAUACUAGAUGCAUCAUUUAUUAAUUGUGCAUACUUAACCUGGGUUGUAGUCUUCACAUGUAAAAUGAGAGUCAUAACCUCAUUGGGUUGUUUAAAGAUGAAGCGUAACUAUACAUGUCAUACUGCUCAUAUGGUGGCAGGCAUAUAAAAGAUGCCCUAGAAAUUUUACUCUUGUUCCUGCCUAAGUCUCCCUAAUCAACCUUCCCUUCUGCACCCUCUCACAGGGACUCACUCCUGGGUUUCUGGAAUUAUGUGUUUGGAUUGAAGGGAGAGAAUGUUUGGCUAGCAGAACCUCAAUAAAUUUUUAGCAUCCUUACAGCAUCCCCAUGUUAUGGGAAAAAAGCAAUGUUCCGGGACAAGCCUGACCUGGAAAGAGAAUCUUCACAAGGAUUAAAAAAGUUCCAUCACAGUAACUUCCAACCAAAUACCCUCUCAAGAAAUUUAUUCUUCCAAAACAAAUAUCCUGUUGAUUGGAUGAUUGAGUUGGGGUGGGGAGAGAGCUCUUUAGGAGCAAUAGUCAAUAGUUCACCCUUGCAUGUGUGAGUUUUAGAAUUUGUACAACCACACUUUUUUUUUUUUUUUUUUUUUUUUUGCAACAAGGUCCUCACUCUGUCUCUCAGGCUGGAGUGCAGUGGCAGGACCAUGGUUCACUGCAGCCUGGACCUCCUAGGCUCAAGUGAUCCUCCUGCCUUAGCCUCCUAAGUAGCUGGGACCACAGGUGCAUGCCACCACACCCAGCUAAUUCUUAAAUUUUUUUGUAGAGAUUGAGGGGGAUGUUGCUAUGUUGCCCAGGCUGAUGUCAAACUCUUGGCCUCAAAGUGAUCCCUCUACCCUGGCCUCCCAAAGUGCUGGGAUUACAGGUGUGAGCCACUGCACCCAGCCAACCAAACAUUUUUAAUGCAGUAAUAGAGCUACUUUCUCAGCUCAUUACACCGGUACAGAAUCUUUCUUCUUGGGAUCAUGAAGUAUUGGUAGCAUGUCUUUAUCUUACUAAAUGAGUCUUUAUCUUACUAAAUCUUCCCUACUACAUAGUUGGUUCAUAUUAUGAGUCUUAUUUAUUUUAAUUAAAGUGAAUAUAGAGGCAAAUUUAUGUUUCCAACGUACCUCGUAUAUGCCUCAGUUAUAGCACUUACCACGUGGCAUUAUAAUUGUUUGCAUAUAUUCAUCCCCCAUAGAUUAAACAAUUUAGAGAUGACUGCAUUCUCUGAAACCAAACAAAACUAAAAUUUGAAAUCUUGAGUAUCAAGUAAGUUAGGCUCUUCACUCAUUCAGUGAUUAUUUAAUGAGCUUCUACUAUUUUCCCUGUGCUAGACUAACUGUUGGGAAUUCAGGAGUGAAUGUGGCAGACAUGUUUCCUUCCUCAUUAGGCAAUGAGGCUCACAUCUACUAUGGCAGCGGCUAAGUGCUGUCAGCAGUGAACUUCCAGCUCUGUAGCACUUAGUGGCUCCGUAAGUGGAGCUUGGGACUGCCCAAGAGUCAAGUAAGUCUUCCUGAAGGCAACGGCUUUGAAGGAGAGAACUGAAGACACACAACUUAGAGGGUUAGGGAGAGUGUUCCAAACCGAGGGAAAAACAAAUGUAAAUGGACACAGAGGUCAAAAGACAGUUUCUUGAGUUCUUGUGCCUACACGUUCCUAGGGAAGGGUCUCAACCCCUGCAUGAAACAUACACUGAUGACAUGAAUUUGCUGUUUUUAAGGAGGAGAUUGCAUUUGUUACAUAAACUGCAGCAUCAGCAGCUUGGGAUCUGUGUUUCUUAGGCUGAGGUGACACCACUGAGGGUCCCUGAUGGUGCAGCCUUUCACGAUGACUUUGCAGCAACACAGCACCCUCCCAGUGCACCCUGGAAUGGAGCCCUGGGAGGGAACAAAGACACCCUCUGGGGUUUCUUUGAGAUUUUUGAUUUGCUUAUCUCUUCCUCCAGACUUCAAACACAUUUUGGUUUCUCUAGGGGUUGCUCAUUCAAAUGCCAAGUAGACAAGGAUUUGAACUAAUUAUCUAAUUUUAAAUAAGGUGUAGUAGGGACAUAUAGAAUUAAGGGAAUUAUAGGAGACAGCAUGGUGUUUGGAGUCCAGUCAGAGAAAUCUGGUUUUGCCUCCUGAUUCCUUCUCUCAGGUCUAGGUAAACUUCAGCAUGUUCUUCUUCCCAUCUGUCAGGCAGGGAUAGGAACACCUGCCCAGAGGGCUGCUGGAAGAUGGAGUGAAAAUGACACUUAUUACCUGUUUAAAGUGGUGCCUGGCAUCAUCCACAAGCGAGAAUUAGGAAAGAGAGUAAUCUUUAGAAGCCUCAGCUUCAUUGCUUUUUUUUUUUUUUUUUACUGCUGUAUUUUCCUUUCUUUUUUAUUUUUUAAAGCAGCUUUAUUGGAACAUAAUUUACAUACCAUCACAUCCAUUUUGAGUGUAUAAUUCAAUGAAUUUUAGUAUAUUUAGAGUUGUGUGAUCAACACCACAAUCUAAUUUUAGGACUUUCCCAUCAUCCUAGAAAGAAAAUAUUUGAAUUUUUUUGUGUCUAUGAAUUCUAAACUAUGCUCAGGAAAUAUUCAAUUUAAGGACCCAAGCUAAUCAUCAUGUUUACUUAAUAACCACAGGUUGUCAUAUAUCAUCAUAUUGUGAUAAUUAUCAUCAAGAAUGUUAACUAUUUAAGUAUGUUACAACUUUAGAUAAUUUACUUGUUGAUAUUAUUAAUAAAUGUUAAAAUGGUCUUUUUUUGGGCAAACAACAGUUAAUGAUGACUGGUGGUACUUAUUCAAAUAAAUAAAAAAAGUCUUGCCAUAAAACCUUUGGGAAAAAUAUGUUUUUUAGUUUGUGCUGUUAUGAAAAAGUAGCUAGUCAAAUAAUCUUGAAUAUAUUACCAGAAACUCAUUGGAAAGGGCAGAGUUAAGUAGAGAGGCCAUGGGAUUAGGCACGAGGGCUCUAUAGAGCCAGAGUUCAAACCCAAUUCAGCCAGUUAUAGGCUGUGGAAUAUGAAACCAAAUGCCUUAACUCUCUGGCCCACAGUCUCUUCAUUUGUAAAAUAGAGGUAAUAGUAGGUGUCUCGUAGGGUUGCAGGAAUUAACUUAUGAUAUAUGUAAAGCCAUUAGUAUUGCAGCUGGCAUACAGUAAGUGUUCAAUAAAUCACUGCUGGAAUUUUAUUGAGUGUAGACUCCCAGGGAAUUGAUAAAAGGGACCAUUUAUUAAAGUUUAAGAACACAUUAGGAAAAGUAGAGAAAGAGGUUGCUUUCGUCUUAAGUAGGGAAUCAAAAAAGCCCCCGCUCUGACUGGAAAAUGACAGUUUUUAAAGAACUAAAUAAUAAUAACCCUUGAUGUGUAUUCUUUGUGACAUAGAGAUAGAGCUAUUGCACUGUAAUCUGAUUUUGUUCUUUUAGCUAUGAGGAGAGGAGAUGAGAGAGACCAAAGAGACAGCCGAUCUUGCUAGGAGAAAGGCUCCUAGACAGACACCCUGAAGCCUUUCCUUUACUUAGGUUUAUUGACACAGGGAGGGGGUCAUCCAUCUGCAGCUGGGCCCAAAAAAUGCCAGGAAUAGCCACAAAAGGCUGGAGACCAUGACUGGCAGUUUGAAUGUCAUCCUUGCUCCUGGCUGUAGUGUGGCUGGUGCAUAGUUGGGGGUGAGGAUAUUAACACGAAAACUAGUGGAUUCAGAACAAGUGGGAUGGCCUGGUUCCCAGGGGUCUUCAGGCCACAUGGUCACUUGCAGGAUUGAAUGAAGAGGUGAUAUUGACUAGGGCUGAUGCCCUGUGAUUCUGGGGAUUUUGAACAUAGGGCUUGAAUAACAACUCAAAUUAUAGAUGGGGUUGUAAAUGGGAAAGACAACCACAGGAGGAGGUGAGGCAGGCUGAUGCAAUGACGAGAGGCCAGGAACCAGGGUCUGUGGAUAGCUGGCUCUAUCACUCCUAGUUGGUAUUCACAUCCUUUUAAAAUCUGAAGGUGCUUUAAUCUUUCCUGGCCCAUUCUACACCAAGGAGAGCUUUCUAAGCCCCAAGGUGUCCCAGGCUGCCAGAGAAAGUUUAGUUCCAUGUGUCUGUGGUACACAUUAGGAAAAGUAGAGAAAGUCACUUGUGGGACUCCUUGGUUUUCCUUCGGGUUAGAGCUGGAGUUAUCUCUGAAGGCUUGAUGGAAGCUGAUUUCCCAAGAUCCAAAAGCUUUCUUUGUCAGGGCUGGCACCAGGGCUCAGCGCUUUCUUAGACUUCUGGUUCAGCCCUGACAAGGUUUUGAAAAUCAAAUUAAAAAGAGACUAAAUAUAACUUGUAGAAAACCUAGGAGGAAGUGUGCUUACAGACCUAAACUCUAAAAGAUGCAAUCAAGUCCUCUGAAAACCAGAUAAUUGACUUUAAAAGACAAGUGUAGAUGUAUUAGGUGGAAGCAUAUUAGUUCACUUAUUCUUUUUUUCACUUAUUUAUUUUUAUACAAACAUCACCGGUUUUCUAUGAAUGGAAGGUGGCAAAUUAUCUGUGUAAGAAGAUUCAGGUAUAAUCUUCCUUCUCAAUGAGUUUCUGUUCUUGAUCAGGGUUGGCAAACUAUGCCUGGCAGGUCAAAUCCUACCUGCUGACUGUGUUUGUAAAUUGAGCUUUACUGGAAAACAGCCAUGCCCAUUUACUUACCGCUAUUAUAGCUGUUUUCCUGCUAUAAUGACAAAGUAGAGUAGUUGUAAUAGGUAUGGUAUAGCUUGCAAGGCCUGAAACAUUUACUGUUUGGCCCUAUAUAUAAAAAGUUUGCUUCAUCAGCAAGAUGAACAGAUAAAGAAAUGAUUAUAUAUAUAUAUGUAAAUAUAUAUACACACCAUCAUUUAUUGAUAUUAUAUAUCAAUGUGUGUGUAUAUAUAUAUAUUAUAUAUAUAUGUAUACCAUCAUUGUGUGUAUGUGUGUGUGUGUGUGUGUGUGUAUAUAUAUAUAUAUAUCAGGGCCUGGUGAUUGAGGGGAAAAUGGGGAGAUGUUGUUCAGAGAGUACAAACUUUUAUUUAUAAGUUUUGUAGAUCUAAUAUAUAGAAUGGUGACUAUAGUUAACAAUACUGUAUUGUAUACUUAAAAUUUGCUAAGAAAUUAGAUCUUAAAUGUUCCCACCAAAAGACAAAAGACAAAAAAAUAACUAGGUGAGAUGAUAGAUGUGUUAACUAACUUAAUCAUGGGUGAGGUGAUAAAUGUGUUAACUAACUUAAUUGUGGUAAUCAUUUCACUAUAUAUAUACAUAUAUAUAGUGUACAUAUAUAUAUACACAUAUAUAGUGUACUAUAUACACGCAUAUAUAGUGUACUAUAUACACGCAUAUAUAGUGUACAUAUAUACAUGCAUAUAUAGUGUACUAUAUACAUACACAUAUAGUGUACUAUAUACAUACACAUAUAGUGUACUAUAUACAUACACAUAUAGUGUACUAUAUACAUACACAUAUAGUGUACUAUAUACAUACACAUAUAGUGUACUAUAUACAUACACAUAUAGUGUACUAUAUACAUACACAUAUAGUGUACUAUAUACAUACACAUAUAGUGUACUAUAUACAUACAUAUAUAGUGUACUAUAUACAUACAUAUAGUGUACUAUAUACAUACAUAGUGUACUAUAUACAUACAUAGUGUACUAUAUACAUACAUACAUAGUGUACUAUAUACAUACAUACAUAGUGUACUAUAUACAUACAUACAUAGUGUACUAUAUACAUACAUACAUAGUGUACUAUAUACAUACAUACAUAGUGUACUAUAUACAUACAUACAUAGUGUACUAUAUACAUACAUAUAUAGUGUACUAUAUACAUACAUAUAUAGUGUACUAUAUACAUACAUAUAUAUGUAUAUGUAUAUAGUGAAAUGAUUACCACAAUUAAGUUAGUGUGUAUGUAUAUAUACACACACACACACACACAUAUACAUAUAUAUUUAUGUAUGUCAGUAGGGUGGAAAUAGAAAAUGAUGAUGUGGCAUUUUAGGCCAAGAAAGAGACUAUGGAAUGAACCCCCCGACCAACCACCACCACAUAUCUCCUGAAAUCCUGAAGUGACAUGAGACUGCAGAGUGUCUGACAUUGUUGUAUCAAUAUCAAAUAAGAAUGUAAAGACUAAUCUCUAAGCCAAAGGUUUUAUUUGGGAAUACACAAAUGAUAGAAUUGCAAUUUGGGAUGUCCAACAAUGAUAGACUGGAUUAGGAAAAUGUGGCACAUAUACACCAUGGAAUACUAUGCAGCCAUAAAAAAUGAUGAGUUCAUGUCCUUUGUUGGGACAUGGAUGAAAUUGGAAAUCAUCAUUCUCAGUAAACUAUCACAGGAACAAAAAACCAGACACCGCAUAUUCUCACUCAUAGGUGGGAAUUGAACAAUGAGAACACAUGGACACAGGAAGGGGAACAUCACACUCUGGGGACUGUUGUGGGGUGGGGGGAGGGGGGAGGGAUAGCACUGGGAGAUAUACCUAAUGCUACAUGACGAGUUAGUGGGUGCAGCGCACCAGCAUGGCACAUGUAUACAUAUGUAACUAACCUGCACAUUGUGCACAUGUACCCUAAAACUUAAAGUAUAAUAAUAAUAAAUAAAUAAAUUAAAAAAAAAUACCCUAGCACACAUUCGUCAUAACAAAUGUCGGUUGUAAUUGGAAAUCCACAUUAAAUUUGAAUAUUCCCCAAUAGUUUAAAAAGUAAUUAUAAAUAUUCUUAUCUAGCUACAUGUAUUUGUUUAUGUAUUAGCCCAUUCCCAGCAGAUUUUAUUUCAUUCUUUCACAGUAAACAAAUUCAGGGAAUUUUUACUGUAAGUUUUACUUUAGUUCAAAUUCAGUAAGUUUUACUGUAGUUUUCAUGUUAAUGGUUUAUAUGGGUUAAAACUUGUACCCUCAUUCUUAAUUUUGUGGUACUCUAUAGUCACCAUAUGAAAGAAAUAAAGUUACUUUUGGGGAAAUUACUUGAAUAAGGUCAAAUGAGAUCUGCAACUGUGGGAUACACUUUUGUCAACAUUUUAAAAGGCCAACCAGGCUUUGGUCAUUGUACAUUGAUAUGGUAUAGGCCUAUGCUUUGAUUAUAUUCAUUUCAAAGCUCUGUAUUAAUUAGGAAAUAAUGGCUCAUUCUGAGAGGAAAUGAUUAUAUUUGAUUUUGAGAAUUUUGCAUUUGAGCUGAUAAAAUGAGAUACACCAGAAAAAAGUGAAAACAUGAAAAUUAAGCUUCAGUGAAAGUGAAGUAUAGGAAAGUUUUAAAUAUUUUGAUAAUAGAUUAUAUAUCAUAUCAAUAUAUUAUAUAUUCCUCCCUGACCUCAUUCUUGAAAUCUCACCCAAUCCUUGACCUUCCCUGGCAAAGAUCAAAAUUGAGAAAAAGAUCGGGAGUGGCGUAAGUCUCAGGAAUAAAAUAAGAGGGCACCUGAUGUUCACAUUGCUUGGUAAUGAAAAAUAAUAAAGGCUUUUUAAAGCAGUUAAAAAAAAAAAAAAGAUUUGCAAUUUGGGGCACAUGCCCAGACCUGGAUGGCCUCUCAUAAGUCCUAAGACCAAAGGGAAAGUUAGGGUUUUAUUGGGGGAAAGAGGGGGUUAUGCAAGUUGUUUUGAAAGAAAAUUCAUUGGUUCUGGUGAUGUCUUCCAGGAGCUGGUGAGCUCUGAUUGGUGAGUGGUGGCAUUGCUAGGUAAAACUUGUCAUCUUAAAGUCACAGCAGGCUGUUUUCUUGGAAGGGGCUUGCACAACAGUGGAUCUGGUGAGUGUUUUUGUUUAAGAGGCCAACUCUCCUUGUGCUGUUGUCCAUGUGUGACUCAUGUAGCAAUUAAGGCUUGGAAAAGUUUCUUGUAGCAGUUUUUGUUAUUGGGCCAGCCCUGUGUGAGAGCCCUCCCAUCAUGGCCCUGGCUCCAUUUUGCCAGAGUUUGACACGAGUGACUCUAUUUUGAUUCUGACAACUUUCACAGCUGCAACUCUUGUAAAUUCAGAAGGGGCUGAGGGUGAGCUAUGGAACUGGAGAGGCCUGGUGUGUGGGUGACUUCUGUGGUCCUGCCUGGAACAAAGGCCACUGAGUGAGAAAUAGGUUGAUUUACAUCAGCAGUGGGUGGCCCUAUAAUACCAAGGAGGAGUUUCAGAUGAGAAAGACCAAUAUGACAGUAGAAUAGAAGCUCUAGGGACUUAAUUCAGCAGUAAGAAUAGCAGCUAACAUUCUCAUAACAUCUACCAUGGGCAAGGCACUGUUAACAUCUAAUAACUCAUUUAGUCUUCCAAACAGCCCUGUAAGGUGGGUGACAAUUAUUAUCAUCUCCAUUUGACAGAGGGUGAAUCUGAAGAAAGAGAAGUAAAAUAAUUUGUUCAAAUUUCCACCGCAGUGAAGUGACUGCUGGUAUUUGAAUGCAGGCAGUGUCAGGAUCGUGGGCUUACCUAGUAUUCCCAACCACUUCUCUCAGGAAAGGGGUGAGGAGACAAGAUUGAGUAGGUAUCCAAGAAAGACUGAGUCAAUCAUGAAAGUGACUCAGUAGCAGAAAUGACAACUUGAGAUGCAAGUACUACGCAAAAAUAGGGACAUACACUUAUGUAUUUACGCAGUUAUAUCCAUGGUUGUAAAGGUUGAUACCUGCUACAAAUGUGAGUCCUAAAUUUUCCAAUCAAGUUGUAUAGUGAUGGCAGGAUUGCUCACCUCUCAUAAACCAGAAGUCAGAGGCUUAGAGAGAGUUCACUCGGAGGAAAUACCAUGCUCUGAGCUUGAUAUUCACGGGUAUACACAAAUUGGGCAUGUUGAGGUGAGUUAAAUAUGCUGCUUGUUAAAUUAAAGGUGUUCACCGUGCCUUAUUACAUUGAUCAGCUCACCUUGCCUCUUCCCAACUCUAACUUUAGAAGAGGCUGCAUAGGUGGAUGUGUGCUAGAUUACUGAAUAUACUUUCUCUGGUGUUUGCUUUACAUCUUAUCCACAUACUUAAUACAAGUCCAAUAGCAGCUUGCCUGUGUUUAAACCUGUACAGUGUUGAUCAGUUGCACGCCAUUCAGUGAACUAGGCAGGUAUAUGUCUGUUACAGCAAAUACUGCGUUUGAAUGAAGAGAACCAAUGUCUGGGGGGGGAAGUGAAAACUAUCUGAAAUGGGUUAGUUGCCCUAGAAAAUAGAAUUGGGAUUCUUUGUAGAAGAAUAUGCCCACCUUUGGCCCUGAUCUGGGAUUCCAUUUAAAACAAUUUUUUUCUACAGUAUUAUGCCAAAAAGUUUCAAAAUCUAUUUGGCCUUUGCCCAUUCUAAAAUGGACAAAUAAUUUUUUUCUUUUUUUUCCAGAUUUUAUUUGAAACCAUAGAUUAAAAGGAUUUAAAGGAGGGCUACCUAGUUGUUCGUAAAAUAUGUUACUACCUUUUACCUUUUUGAUACUGUAAAUUUACCACGAAAGGUAAAGGAAGUCUGACAGACAUUCCCAGUCAUGAGGAAAUUAUCCUAGAGAGUUGAUGAGGUGGCAAGAGAAGAAGACAUUGCUAUCAUGGCUCACAGAAUAUUGCCAGAGUAGUUGAUGUAUCUUCUUUUCCAACCACAGCCAGUACACUUGUGGGCUUUAAAAAAAUUUAAUUGUAGGUAAUAGAAGAGUUUUGCCAUCUAAAUACAUCGCUGACUUCAUAUUGCAAGUCAAUGGAAAAACUAUACUUUCUUUAUAGAGAUUUAAUUAACACUAAAUUUAAUGGAAUAAUUGUGUUGAUAAAGCUUACUAAAGGUUAUUGAGAUUUAUAGAUAUUAAGAAAGAUCAUACAACUUCAUAUAGCUCCCAAAUAUUUCAAAUGUGAUAUUCAUGUAAUGUCCUUAGGAAUUUCUUUUUCUGGUAAAUGUCAUGUCAUUUUAAUUCAUUACAAAAUAUUUUGAAAUAUGGAAAAAUUUUAAACUUACCUAUAAUUUUCUCUAUAAAUGAACAGUGCUAACAUUUUGGUAGAUGCAUGUUUAUUAUAUUUUAUACAGUUGAACUCAUAAUAUAUUUUCAAUUCAAUAUUCUGCAUUUUCAUAAGUAAUUUUCUGAACUUUCCCCUAUAUUAUUAUAAUUUGACAAUUGGAUUAUUUCCAAUUUAUGCUAUUAGAAAUAAAGUUAAGGUAAACAUUUUUAUGAAUCUUUGUGUGUAUUUCUGUUCAUCUCUUUAGAACAGAGACCCGGAAUAAAUUCUCGAGUCAGAAAGAUUAAGCAUUUUAAAGUUCUUAAUGUAGCUUGCCAACUUUCCUUUUGAAUAUUUGUGAUAAUUUGAUACUUAUAUUUUUAGCAUUGAGUGUUACUGUUUUUCCUAAUCUCUGACUAUUUAAUAAAUACUGAAUUGUAUAGCUUUAUUUUUCUUUUAUUACUAAAGAGACUUAAUUCUUUCAUCUAUUAGCUAAUUCAUCUAUCAGCUUGUAUUAGGGUUCUCUAGAGGAACAGAACUAAUAAGAUAGAUGUAUAUAUGAAGGGGAGCUUAUUAAGGAGUAUUGACUCACAUGAUCACAAGGUGAAGUCCCGCAAUAGGCCGUCUGCAAGUUGAGGAGCAAGGAAGCCAGUUGAAGUCCCAAAACCUCAAAAGUAGGGAAGCUGACAGUGCAGCCUUCAGUCUGUGGCCAAAGGCCUGAAAGCCCCUCAGAAACCACUGGUGUGACUCCAAGAGUCCAAAUGCUGAAGAACCUAAAGUCUGAUAUUUGAGGGCAAGGAGCAUCUAGCACAGGAGAAAGAUGGAGGCUGGAAGACUCAGCAAUUCUGCUCUCUCCAACUUCUUCUGCCUGCUUUAUACUAGCCAGGCUGGCAGCUGAUUAGAUGGUGCCCACCCAGAUUGAGGAUGGGUCUGUCUCUCUGAGUCCACUGACUCAAAUGUUAAUCUCCUUUGGCAACACCCUCGCGGACACACCCAGGAAUAAUACUUUGCAUCCUUCAAUCCAAUCAAGUUGACACUCAGUAUUAACCAUCACAUAGCUCUUUUAAUCUCCUCUUCUGUGAAUUGUCAACUCCUGACCUUCAAACACUUUCCUGUUGAUGAUCUGGAAGUUUUCUUACUAAUUAUAUGUAUCGAUGUAACGUACUAAUGGUGAUAAAAUGAACAGCUUGGGGCAAAAUUUAGGGAUAGAUAAACCUCAAGCUUGUUAUAAUCAGUAUGAUCCCUGCCUUUCUCUCUUCCUUUAGUUCUUUUGGAAAAUGGUCACCAUCAUUUGGUAUAAUCUAUCAUUUCUUAAUAUAUUUCUAAGGCAUCUAGGUGAUAUAUUACAUUCUCUCCCUUUUUCUUAGAGUUUUUUUUAGUGACAGCUUAUGAUUGGGGCAAAUUUAGAGUUGAAGUGUUUCAAUGUGUCUUUACAUGAUAUGUAGGACUUAGAUGCUAUUAAUGUUCUCACCUUUGAUUUAUGGAUCCUGGAUCUUGGACAUAUUGAAUUGUAGAAAAUUUCCCAGAAAGCAACAUAGUGAGAAUAUCCAGAUCAAAAUAGAAUUUUCAAGAGCUGAUGUUACAUGCUGCUCACGAUGGCAAUGAAAGUACAGUUGAACCAAGAAGUCAUGGAUUUAGUUGUAAUGUGGAUGGUAGUUCGUUUCAUCUAAACCAGUGGUUCUCAGACUUUAGCACACAACAGCAUUGCCUAGAGGGGCUGUUAAACACAGGAGCGGGUCCCCACCCUGGAGUUUUUGUUUCUGUAUAGGUCUGGUGUGGAUACCGUGAUGCUGAUGCUUUUGGUCUGGGGACAACACCUUGAGACCACUGAUCUAAGCCAUCUGGGGGCUGAGUGUGAGACAAGAUAUUACCUUUUUCCAUGGUGUAGACUCAUAUCAUGAGAUGUGUAAAUUCUAAAAUCUUGCGAACAGGAGACCAAAAUUACUGUCACAGUGUGGGGGUCCAACAAAGAUAUAAUGUUACCUCCAGGGGGUGCCAUUUCCUUGUGAAUGACUGCCUUAGAAGUUGUGUAUAAGGUACAUGACCAUACAGAGGCCCUGAAGUCUGGUAGUGGAAAUACAUUUUCCUUUGUGAUAUCUGAUGUUACUUUUAAACAUGGAAAGUCCUCCUCCCUUUCCUCUAAGAGUCUCCUACCUGCAAUCUAAAGAUCAAAUUUAUAGUCACCUACGUUUGCUUUUUUUAAUGAAUUCUUUUUAACACCUUCAUUAUAAAGUCAAAUUCUGUUCAUGUAUUCUGUGAGGUGAUGAUUAAAACAGCAUAUUAUUUUCCUAAGUGACAAUUUUCUCCAUACUUUUUGAAUAUACAUUUGUUUUUCAUUCACUGAUGGUGGAAUCUUUCUCGUAUGUUGUGUGUGUGUGUUUGUAUUCUGAGACUAUUUAUAUUGCCUUUGUUGUGCUAGUUCAUUAAUUCUACAAAUGCUUACUAUGUUCCAAGCACUGCAGAGAUAUCAGUAUGAAUGAAACAGUCAUGAAUAAAACACAUGUGGACUCUGCCAGCAUGAAAUUUACCAUCUCAAUAGUCUGUUCCAUUGUUCAUCUGUCUAUUCUAGCUCAAGCAUCACAUUAGUUUUAAUUGUCGUAGCUAAAGAACACAUUUUAAUCUGCUGUAGAGAAAUUAUUCCUUAAUGCCAUUAAAAAAGUUAGUAAUUUUUGUCUAUUUAUUCUUCUUAAUAUACCUUGGAAUAAUUUUUUCAGAAAUUCAAAAAGGGGAAGAAAACUCUUUGUGACUUUCAUUGGAAUUGUCUUGCAGUAUAUUUUGGGAAGAAUUGAUAUCUUUUAUAAAACAGUUUUCCCUCCCAAACCAUUUUUGUAUGCCUUUAUUUAUUGGGAUCUUCUUUCAUAUCUCUGUAUUAUAAAAUAACAUGCAAGUACUAAAAUGUGUUAGUCUGCUGAAUUUUUUGGAAUGCUUUUUAUCAGCAAUAUGAGAAAUUCCAUGAAACUGUAGAACUGGGCCCACAAGGAAGGAAUGAGGCUUGAGGUUAUCAAACAGAGAAGGGAAAGUACAGAGAAAGAAUUACUCUAAAGCAAAAACAGUAGGAAAAUUUUUAUGUUAUCAAGAUAGUCAUGUAAAAUAAUGCAUGGUCCACAUGCAUAAACCACAUCCAAUGCUAGUCUAUGUAUUUUUUCUUGAAAUGUCUGUUUCUCUUGCAAAGUAUAUUGCCAUAUAAGUUUUAAACAGUGAGGACAUCAGUCUCUGAGCAAUAUUCCUGACAUUGUGACAACAACGACUGGCUUUUGCUGUACAUGUUUGCAAACAUUGGUUGAGACUUGUAGGCUGACAGCCUAAAUGGACAAUAUGUCCAUAAUCUGCAUGCCAACUGGCACAUGCUGAUAACAUCUGACAGGCCACUCUUGUCAAAGCUUUUGAACACCUAAUAAAUACAAUUAUACCCCCUUUACCCUUUGAAAAAUCUGAGAUACUGGUUUUUCCCUUUGAGUUACAGAUGGUGAUAUCAUAAGAGCUUUGAGACAGCUGCUCAGCCUCAUUGAUGCAAAUGCUUAUGGCAAACAAUACAUUCUUCAGAUCUGUGGUCGUCUUUCUUUUUUCUUUUCCUGCUUGCUAAUGCCGAGCUGAUGAUGCAGAAUAUGGACCUCAGUUGCAAUUUUAGUAUUAGAGGUCAGAAAACACAUAGAGAUCUGGGUGAACAAAGAAUGUGCAAUAACCACAUUUUACCUGUCCUACAUUGUUUGGGAAUGAGCUCCUAUUGUGUUAAAAUGAACUGCUGGUCAGUGCUGUGGAAACAAUUUAUCCCAAGAACUUAUUAUUGGCUUAGUGAUUGUUUUUUGUUAUCAUGGGUUCUAUAGCCACUGCUAUGAUUGGGUUAGAUGCUCAUUUCCUUUAACUGUGAUGUUUUAAGAAACCCUAGCUUAGGUGAAUAUAAUUGUUACCAUUUAUAAUAGUAGGUUAGAUUCUCAUCUUCUCUGUCUCCGUGUAACAAAGAUAAUAAAUCGAGAUGAUAAAAUUUAAUAAUGUACAAAGUAUUUCAUUGUUAGUGAUGCAUUUUCAAAUGAUGACCUGUGAAAUUGAAAAUAAGAAGGGAGAAACUUUUUUUCCCCUCUCCUAUUAAGGAUCACUGACCGGCUUGGAAAAAAAAAAUCCCAAGUCAUGUAAAAGGAAAAUAAUUUGUUUGCAUUUAUAUUUUUAUUAAGAGAGAGAAAUAUAAACAACUAAAGAUAUUCUUUUAAAGUUAAAAUUUGGGGUUUUAAAGUUUCAUUGGCUAACUACGUUAAAUUAAGAGAAAUAUGUAAUUUAAUGUGAGAGUAACAGGAGACUGCAGGAUUGGGGGAGGGAGAUGAAUGGUAUGGGGGAGGGCGAGACUGGCAGACAGAGACUGCAGGGAAACUAGAGGAGAGAGGAGAAGGUGGUGGGGAAAAAAAGGGAAAUGAAAGAAAGGAAAGAGAAAUUAAAUGUUUAAUAAUAGAGCCAAAGGACAAAGAAAAGAGCAUGUAGGAGGAUGGCGUGAGCUCAGGAGUUUGAGCUUGAGCUCAGGAGUAUGUCAGCCUGGGCAACAUAGCAAGACUUCAUCUCUACUAAAAGAAAAAAAAAAAAUCUGGGUGCAAUGGUGAGCACUUACAGUUCCAGCUACUUGGGAGUCUGAGGUGGGAGGAUGGCUUGAUUCUUGGAGGUUGAGUCUGCAGUGAGAUGAGAUUGUGCCACUGCACUCCAGCCUGGGUGACAAAGUGAGACCCUGUCUCAAAAAUGAAAACAAAAACAAAAAACAAUAAUUGAUAGAAGGAAGGUGAUAAGGGCACAUGAUGAGACAGUAAGAGGGAGAAGGAAGCAACUGCAACUGGAACUAAAAAGAGAAAUGCUUAGAGGGCUUUCCAAGCUCUGAGAUGACUGUGUGUCUUGGCUUGGGUUCCUAUCUUGUUUCCCUGGAUGUCCGAAUCAGUUACUACCAGAUCCUCUGACAGCCCAGCCUGGGAGUCUCUUCUUUCUAUAGCUGGUGUCCCAGAUUCCCAGUUGCUUAUUACUAUAACCUUGGUCUUUAUGGUCAAUGCUGACCCCACCUGGACUCGGCAGCCACCAGUCUUGCCUCUUGCCUAGCCCUGAUUUUGUGUUUCAUUUUCUGUCAUUGGGUCUAUCUGGUUUUUGUUUUGUUUUGUUUUCCUAUGCCAAGCAUCUGUCUUUGGUAAUCUCCCUACUACUUUUUUCUUUCUAAAUGCAAGGUAUUCCCUUUCUCCUAUAAGCGUCUCUUCUGAGCCUGGGAACCUUUGACUGCAGCCCAAGCCCCAUGUCCUAUAUCCAGUGCUCUCAUGAUGGGAACCAUCAGCCUGGAUGGCCGAAUCCCCCCAUUCCUGAUGGUCUGCUCACAUUGUGAUGCACCCUGCUGAACCUGUCAUGAAGACUGCCUGAAACUCUACAUUAUGGAUAUUUUGGCUGACUUCCUUGUUUGGAAAGUCUUAUUUGGUUACCAGAUAACUGGAUCAUGUCAAGGUCCAAAAAUAUGUCAAUUUUUCCUUUGAAAUGUUAUAAUAUAUUAUUUUCUGCCUUGAGAUUUUUUUUUUCAAAUGUCAAGGGGGCAGGGACAAUGUUUUAAAUAAACUUUCCAUUGAGAUUCUGGAAAUGAUUAUGAGGAAACAACUGAGGUUUUAGAAAUGUAACUGGAAAAUGUAAAAAUGCCAUCAACUUCCUAGUUAUUCCCAAAAGUCUCUUUGACAUUGAAAUGAUGCCAAAAAUAUAUCAUGUUUGUUCUUUGAGAAAUUAGAGCUCUCUCAUUCCAUAAUGCAAAAAAGUUGUACUUGCAAAUAAUAUCCCAAGCUGCUUGCUAGAGAUUGGAUGAAAUUAAAUAGCUGCUGAUCUGAAGUCAUUUCAUGUCUGACUUGUGAGUACAAGUGUUGGGCACAAUUGAAGUUUUCUUUCUAAUUAAAAAUUAGGCUUUUUUUCUUUCAUAAUCAACUUACUGUCUGUAGUGGUUCACAUAAUUGCUGGUAGCAGCACUUUCCAUUGAUCCUAAUUUGUGGAAGGUUGUAAGAUGAGAGAACUUAGAUUUUCACCAUAAUUCACCUUUAAAUAAAAAAGAGGUAAUAUAAAACCUUGUUUGGUUUGUUUCUGAAACUUUUGUUCCUUUGCUCAUCCUGUCACUCAUGAGCAUGUUCUGAUUGACUUUGUGGGAAGAGGACACAGCAUUAGCAUUUCACCUGGUCUGUUAGGAACAAACAAAAAAACCAACCAAUCAACAAUGUCUUAAGAAUACUUGACAAAACUUAAAUCUAUGGCUGAAUCUACAUAAUUAUGUUAGAAUGACCUGGUAGGGGAAAAUGUGCUGGGCCUAAAGUGUUGUUUCACAGCUCAAGCUGCUGCAUGAACAGCAUGGGCAGGUCCCCUGAAUGACAUGCUGGGAGCUAUGUAUGGCUCCGGGUCCACUGAGCUGGUCUCAUCUUCCCCUUAUGAGAGCGAUGGUAUGACAGGUGCAGUGUGUGCACUUGUAUGGGAUGACGGGUUGGGGUGACUGCAGGUGAAGGAGGCAGGAAGAAGCAGAAAGCCUUGGUCUUAUGCAUACUGCCCCCAAGGUGUGGAAGCCACAGGUGGUCAUUAUUAUGAAAUCUGGGAAGUGUAAUCACUGGGCAGAUCAUAAUAACAGGUAACCCAGGUGGCAGGUGAGGGUUACUAUCAGGUGGGCACAGUGGCUUUGGGAGACAAGACCGUUAACCCCUAGAUUGGACUUAGAGGAGAUCCUAGGGGUGGAUUUGUAUGGAGUAAUUUUCCUAGACUAAAUUACUAUUUAGUUAUAACCAUGGAUGCUAUUAUGGGUUGAAUUUUGUACCCCCCAAAAUACAUAAAAGUUGCAAACCCCAGUACCUGUGAAUGUGACUUUAUCUGGAAAUAAGGUCCUUGAAGAUGAAAUUAGUUAAGGUGAGGCUAUUAGGAUAGGACCUAAUCCAAUAUGACUGAAAAAAGGGGAAAAUUUGUCCAUAGAGUUGGAAGCACACACAGGGAAAACAGCACGUGAGGAUAAAAGCAGAGACUGGGGUGAUGCAUCUGCAAGCCCCAAAGAAUAUAAAAGAUUGCUAGCAAAUUACCAGAAGCCAGGAGAGAGCCCUGGAACAGAUUUCCCCUCAAAGUCCUUAAAAGGAAGCAAUCCUGCCGACAUCUUGAUCUCGGACUUCCUUCAGAACUGUGAGGCAGUAAACUUCAGUUAUUGUGAGCCAUUCAAUUUCUGGUACAGUUAUGGCACCCAUAAAGAAUGAAUACAGGUGCUAGAGGAUUGGAGGUUUGGUUAACAGAAAAUAUUAGUACUAGAAGAAACCCUAGAAAUUGUAUAAUUGACAUAGGAAACACUACUGUACUGUAUACUUAAAAUUUCCUAAGAGAUAGAUCCUAAAUGUUCUCACCACAAAAAAUCAAGAGCAGCAGCAAAACUAUGUGAUGACUAUGUUAAUUAUCUUGAUUGUGAUGAUAACUUCAUGGUGUAUAUGUAUACUAAAUCAUCAGGUUGUACAUCUUAAAUACAGUCAUGUACCAUGUAAUGUUUCAGAUACGCGAGGGAUCAGAUAUGUGAGAGUCGCCCCAUAAGAUUACAAUACCAUAUGUUCACCUUACCUUUUCUAUGUUCAGAUAUGUUUAGAUAUACAAAUACUUACCAUUCUGUUACAAUUGCCGAUAACAUUCAGUACAGUGACAUGCUGUACAGGCUUGUAGCCUAGGAGCAAAAGGUUAGGUGUGUAGUAAGCUAUACCAUCUAGGUUUAUGUAAGUACACUCUACAAUGUUUGUAAAAUGAUGAAAUAGCCUAAUAUUGCAUUUCUCAGAAUGUAUCUCUGUCAUUAAGAGAUGCAUGACUUAUAUAUACAAUUUUUUAAAAAAUUGUGUAGUUGAGACCUCUUAUAUUACCAAUGAAUUACUGAGGCCUAGAAAGGUCAAAUGAAUUAAUUGCUUGAGGUCACCUAGCUAGCAUGUGGCAAGUCUGAGACUAAAGCCUCUGUCUUUUGACUCUUGGUCUGUGCUUUUCCUGUACUUUUUUGCUCCUGUGCACAAUUACCAUGUAGCAUGCGCAUAGAAACACAGAUUAGAAAUACACAGAAGAUAAUCACAUAACUUAGAAAUGAGUUUUGAAAAGGUGUAGCCGGACUCCUUAUCUAAAAUUAAUCUAACUGAAAUUGUAUUUUAGAUUAACUUUGCUACUUGAAAAAUGCUAAGUGGCUGCCUGAGAGCAAUGAAAUUUCUUCCUCUAAUGUGCUCCUCAGGGCAGGUAGCCCUUAUCAUUGUUUUCCAAACCACUAGCCAUUAACAUUUGUGGGGUGCCUGUGGAGUAUCUGGCUCUCCUAGUGUCUCAGCUCUCUGUACAGUCAGAGGGGUGGCAGCUUUCUGCCCUUGGUCACAAGACAAUGCCCCAUUGUGCUUGCUUAUCCAGAAGAUCAAUCAGGAAGAGAAGCACGCCAUGGGCUGAACUGCAGUUUCUGUUACCUGACUUAGUUUAGAUGUAUUUCUCCUCUCCCUCAAAUCCCUCCCACUAAGUCCAAGGAUGUUUGCAAAUGUCCUAAGGAAUAUUCUAGUAGCUAGGAUCUGGCAUUUUCACAGCCACAGCUCAAGAUAAAGUCCAACUGCAAAAAAAAAAAAAAAAAAAAAAAAGUAAGAGUUGAAAAUGAAAAUGACUUCAAAGCAAUGAAAUAUAAAGUAAUUGCAAGUUUGCAAAUUAACUAUGUUGGCAUAUUCUUCACUUCCUCAAGGAAAUAUGCUCUAUCCCGUUUUUAAAAAUCAUAAAUAUAUUUUUUAACUUUUUAUUGGAGUUUGACACACAUUCAGAAAAGUAUAAAAAUCAUAAUAAUCAACCGGAUAAUUUUUCACAAAGUAAAAACCAUGAAGAAGCAACAGAUUAAGAAGCAUAUCAUCAUUUCCCAGGGAUAACCACCAUUCUGAUUUUUAACACUAUGGUGUUAAAAAUCCAUUUAUUUGGUCUGUUUUGGAAACUUAUACAAGUGGAAUCAUACAGUAUGUACUAUUUUGCUUCUGUUUUUCUCAACAUUGUGUCAUAUAUUUGUGAUUUCUUCAUUCUCAUUGCUAAAUAGUAUGCCAUUGUAUGAAUAUAUCACAAUUCACUACAUUUCAGUUUUUUUUUGCUAUUACAAUCAGUGCUACUAUCAACAUUUUUGUACAUAUCCUUUGGUGGACAAAUGUAUGCAUUUCUGUUGAGUGCUUCUGAAGAGUGGAAAGCUGGGUCAUUGGGGAUGCAUGUGUUCAACUCUGGUAGCUACAACAAAACAGUUUUCCAAAGUGAUUAUACAAAUUUACACUCCAACUGGCAGUGUAAUAAGCUCUUCAAUCUUUCAGGUUUUUGCCAACAAUUGGGAUUUUUCAGUUAGUUUCUUUUUAACCACUCUGGUGUGUGUGUAGUGGUAUCAUAUUAAUGGUUUUGAUAUGCUAAUUAUAAUGAUGAUUAAUAAAAUUGAGCAUCUUCUCAUGUAUGUAUUGAUUCUGUAGAUCCUCAACAUGAAGGGCAUGCUAAGGUGUUUUGCCUAUUUUUCUGUAGGGAUUUUACCAUUAUAAUAUUAAUUUGUAGUUUUAAAAUAUAUGAAUAUAUAUUUUGUGGCUUGUUUUUUCACUUGGUUAAUCACAUAUUUUGAUGAACAAAUAUUUUUAAUUUAAAUAUAGUCCAAUUUAUCCAUCCCACCUGAGUCUGUGCUAAUGAGAUGACUCAAGGUAGAAAGACCAAGUUGACAUGAGAGUUGGAACUUUCAGGCCCUUCCACCACCCUCUGGGAAGAGUGGAGGGGAGGGAGCUGGAGAUUGGGCUCAGUAAAAACUCUUGACAGUGAGGCUCAGAGAGCUUCCAGGUGGGUGAACACACCAAGGUGCUCGGAAGGUGGUGCACCCAAGAGGGUAAGGAGGCUCUCUCUGUGUGACUCCCUCGCUCUGUAUCUUGCCAUGUGCAUUGCUUCCAUUUGGUUCUUCCUGCAUUGUAUCCUUUAUAAUAAACCAGUAAAUGUAAGUUUAAAAGUGUAAAUAAGUAAGUUCUGUGAGCAGCUCUAGCAAAGUAUUAAACCCGAGGAGGGGUGGUGGAAACACUUGCUUUACAGCUGAUUCAUCAGAAGUACAGGUGGCUCAGGGCUUGAAACUGGUGUCGGAAGCGGGAACAGUCUUGUCCUGUCGAGCUCCUUACUUUAUGGAGUCUGUACUAACUCUGGGUAGAUAGUGUCAGAAUUGGAUUGAAGUUUUGGACACCCAGCUAGUAUCUAGAGAAUCAGAGAAUAGGUUGUUGGUGUCAGAGAAAACACCCCAGAGAACCAAAUUGUCAUAAUUUUCUCUUGUCUUUUUAAUAUUUGUAAGAUCUGAGAGGGUGCUUCUUUUGUAUAUUUCUGUUAUCAGCAAUUUAUGUUCACUCUAUUUUUUUCUGAUCCAUCUUCGUAAAAGUUUAUCCAUUUUAUUAAUACUUUGAUAAAAAACUUUCAUGUUACUGAUUUUCUGUAUUGAAUAACUGGAUUUUAUUCCAUUAAUUUUUAUUCCUAAUUUAUUGUUUUCUUCCUACUGCCUUACUUUUUAUUAUGGGGGAGAGUUAAUUUGUUGAAUUUUUAUCUAAAUUCCUAAAUUGAAUUCUUACAUCAUUAAUUUUGAACCUUUCUUCUGUUUUAAUAUGUUAAUCAAAUGUUAUAAUUUUUUUUCUAAGUAUGACUUCAACUGCCCUCCACAAAUUUUAUUAUAUCUGAUAUUUACUAUCAGGUUCAAAAAUUAUUUGUUUUUUCAUUGCAACUUAUUCUUGAUCCAUGGAACAAUUUAAGAUUAUGUUGCCUCAUUGCCAGACACAUGGGGAUGAUUUCAUCAGAGAAUAUUCUCUGGAUAGUUUUGGUUCUUCAAAAAUUUGCUUUAUAGCCCAGCAUGUUGCUAAUUUUGGUAAAUGUUACAUGUGCGUGUGAAAAGCAUGCAUAUUCUCCAGUUGAUGUGCAUAGUAGUCUGUAUAUACCAAGUGUGUCAAGUAUGUUCAUCAUGCUGUUGUCAUAGCCAUUAUCUUACUAUAAUGUUUCUGUUGAAGUCAUCAAAUAUUUUUAUGUUUUUAUUUCAAUUUCUAUUACCUUGUCUGUCAUAUCUUAUUUUAUUGUUAUUUAAUGCUUACCCUGACUUACCGUAGUCUAAUAAAAUUACUUUCAUCAAUUCUCUGAUCAUGCUGAAACCUUACAAUAGUUUAGAAACCUUAUAAUAGUUUAGAAACCUUACAAUAGUUUAACCCCAUUCAUCUACAUUCUGCCUCUCACAUUAUUGCCAUCAUAUAUUUUUAUUACGUUAUGAACUCUGUAGCACGUUACUAUUAUUGUUUUGUAUAGCCAACUUUAAUUUAUAUUUAUCCACAUAUUUACAACUUUCUGCUGAGACAGCCAAAUGCCUGGGCAGAUAAAAAUGGGUCCCCAGAGAAUCUCCGACCCAACCCACAAGUGUUUACAUCAGAUGCUUUUGUGCAGAUGAGGAAACCUGCCCAGGGUUUUGUCAGGGCAUGCCCACAGUGGAUGGGAGCUGGACAUGCGUACUGAGGGAAGUGGAUGGAGCUAUGGGGAAUUCCUGCCUUAAGCAGGGGAGGAGGCUGUUCUCUUCAGCAGGGGUAGUAACCUGGGAAUCAGUCUGUGAGGAGGCGGGCCUGUUAGCAGGACUCCGUCUCACUUUCCUGAGAGAUUUUUUUUUUUUCCUUUUUGCCCAAUACAUUCCUCUCUAAUCACCCUUCAAUGUGUCUGCGCACCUAAUCCUUUCUGGUCAUAUGACAAGAACCUGGUUUUUUCUACAACACUGCCACCCUUUAUUCCUUCUUGCAUUUUGUGUUUCUGUUUAGGAAUAUUCUCCUUUAGCCUAAGGAAUUUCCUUUAGUAAUUAUUUUAGGAAAGUCUGAUGGUGGUGAAUUUUCUUAAUUUGUAUUUGUCUGCAGCAUAUUCAUUUUACCUUUGUUUCUGAAGGUUAUUUUCAAUUGCUAUAUUAUUCUAGUUUGGCACUUUGUUUUUGGCACCAUAAAUAUAUACUUUUAUUGUCUUUUAACUGCCAUUGUUUCUGUCAAUAAACCAGCCCAAUCUUGUUUUCUUUCUUCGAAGCUGCCUGUUUUCUUUGGCUAUCUUUAAGAUUUUUCUAUCUUUGGUGUUUAACAGUUUGCAAUUAUGUGACUAAGUGUAGAUUUAAGGUUUUUUUUUUCUUCUUAGUGUUUAUGAAACUUCUUGAAUGUAUGGGUUGAGAGCCUCCAUCCGAUUUUGAAGAUUAUAGGCAAACAUCUCUUCAAUAUUGCUUCCACCUCAUUCUUUGUGUUAUCAAUUGAGGACACUGAUCAUGUGUAUUUUAGAAUUUUUAAAUAUCUCCCAUACAUAACUUAUGUUGUUUUAUACAUUUUAAAAUGUUUUUAUCCUUUAAUUUGCAUAUUUUCUAUCUUCCUGUUCAGUAAUAUCAUUUGUUCAGGGGAGCCCAAUCUAAUGAUCUGUUGAAUUGUCAAUUUUAGAUAAAAUUUCUAUUUGAUUUUUAAAAUAUUGUCUACUUUUUCUCUAAAAUUCUCUUAUCUUUUUUUGUACAUUAAUUAUAGCUGUUUUAAAGUGUGUGUUUGAUAAAUCUAAUGCCUGCAUCACUUGUUGGUUUGUUUCUGUAUCCUAUUUUAUAUUCUUAAUAAUGCUUCUUGGUAUGCAUUGUAAUUUUUUUGCCUUUUAUUUUUGUUUUUUAGUAACUAAUAUUAGCAACAAUAAUGACUAAUGGCCUGAAGACUGAAGGUAUUAUUUUAUUUUAUUAAUUUUUAUUUUUAAUUCUUACGAGUACAUAAUGGUUGUCUAUAUUUACGGGGUACAUGCGAUGCUUUGAUACAGGCAUACAAUGUAUAAUAAUCAAAUCAGGGUAAUUGGGGUAUCCAUUGCCUCAAGCCUUUAUCAUUUCUUUGUGUUAGGAACAUUCCAUACUUUUUAAUUUAAUGCUAAGGUACAUUAUGCACUUAGAGUUUCAACAUCAAUGGCAGUGGGCUCAUCCAUAUUUCACAUACUCUUCUUAAUUGUUUCACCCUUUUUUACAGACUUCCUGUGAUGUCUGAUUAAACUCUUGUAGUUUUAUACCAUAAUAAGUUUAUAAACAAUACAGGAGCAGAAUAAAUAUCAGCACCAUUAUUGUUGUUUUGGGGUACAUGGUACUAAUUCAUAGAUCCUCCUGCUAUUUGAAUGAUAGGGUAAUUAACAUCUUAUUUUUUUUUUAUCACGUUAGCUGUAUACUUGUAGUCAAUUUAUGUAGUGAGUAGAUUGAAUUGGAAUGCCAAUGGUUCUAAAUUCCCUGGAGAAAAUCUUGAGAAGUCUGGUGCCCACCUUUAGCAGUUGGCCUGUUCCAAUGACAUGAAACCUUGACUGCUAAGGUGCCAUAAAGCAGAGCUGUUUCUGCCUUGGUGAAUGGAGUGAGGCAUAGGAAACACCUUCAGAGUGGCUCCCAUCAAUAAUCAUUGGAGAAUUUCAUAAUUUUGAUUGUCAAGGUCAAUAUGUGGUUGUUUCCAUAAUUUUAGUCAAGGCCUUUAACAAAAAAUAGCAUGUGAACUAGUAUGUUUAUUAAUGACAUUUCAUAAUUUACUUUAGCAUUCAUUUUUCAUUGAUGGGCAGGGAUAAGCCCUGCCUUAGAUUCUGCAAGUUUCUGAGGCAUCUUGCCUCAGAAAUAGACCUAGGGUCUCUAUUUUAAGCAUAUUACAUAUGUUAACUUCUUUUAACUUCAUAACACGGCAUAAGGUAUGUACUAUUUUUAUUUCUAGCCUACAGGAAAUAGAAGCCUGUACUAGUUUUCUGUUGCUGCUUAAUAGAUUACCACAAACUUACUGACUUAAAACAUCAUACAUAUUUUCUAUCUCACAUUUACAUGGUCAGGAGUCUGAGCAUGCCCUACCUACAUGGUUUUUGCAAGGUUUCACAAAGCUGUCUAGAAGUGAAGAUUAGGAAUGUUUCCAGCACAAAGACAUGAUGAAUAUUUGAGGUGAAGGAUAUCCUAAUUACCACGAUUUGAUCAUUAUGUAUUGUGUGCAUGUGUUCAAAUAUCACAUGCACCCUAUAAAUAUGUACAAUUAAUACGUAUCAGUCAAAAAUAAAAGAUGUUGGAUGGGGCUGAAAUUCCAUCUUAGGCUUGUAGUCCUCUUCCAAGUUCACAUGGCUGUUGGCAGAAUUUAUUCUCUUGAAUCUGUAGAACUCAUGGGGGGCUUGCUUCUUUUUUGAGGCCAGAAGGAGAUUCUCUUAUUUUGAUUAAAGUCAACUGAUUAGAACUUUAAUGAUAUCUGAAUAAUCCCUUGACUUUUACCAUAUUGUAUUGGUUAGAAGCAAAUUCGCAGGUUCUAUUGGGCAGAAGCAAGCUUUCAAGGGGAGGUAAACAUACAAGGGCAUGAGUCAUUGGCUGUCAAUUUAGGGUAUGUCUUUUACAAAGCCCCCCAAAAUUAAUUGACCUGCUUCUAGUCAGUAUUGGUAGAGGGUAAGAUUUGACUCCAAGCUGCUUGGCCCUAGAGCAUAAGCACUUUGUUGCUUACUUUCUCAGGGUUAUCCAUUCUCAUACACUGCAGCCUGAGAAAGGAUUGAUAGGAAUUUGUUUGCAGACAUUCAAGAUCAUGUAUUUUGUGUAUUUGUGUCCUCUAUUCAUUUGGUUGUUAUGAACUCUCUAUAUAAACUACCCUUCUACUUUCUGUGACAAGUGACAUCCUUUUUCUUGUGCAAUUAAAAGUGCUAAAUUUAUUUCAAUCCAAAACACAUCCUUUGCAAAUCCCUACAUUUGUAAUAUUGAACAAAGUGAGCAGCUAUGCCAUUUAAGUAACAAUUCCUUCCAACGCUGCUCAUUAUAUGUGUGAAAUUUAAAUCUUUGAUCAAUGAGUGAUGACGAUGAGUGUGCUGUUGAUAAUGCUCUGAGAGCAUCUACUUUUAGGUGAAGGAAAGAAUGCAAGGAUGUGGAACCCAUUUAGUCACACAUAUGUUUAAGCCCUAGAAACUGUUGGUUAUGUGGUUCAUUUGCGAUCACCAUCCUCUAUUCUGCUUGUUUUAAACACGGGAUGAAAAUCUUUCAACACAAGAAUUUUGUGAAGUCACAGACUGACCCUUGAAAAAUACCAGUAAUCAGCCAUUUAAAAAUACAUUUAAAUCAUUUUGUUUGAGUUCAAGGUGCAGGAAUCUUCAGUUUUGCGACUAAAGUUAGCACUUGAGAAUGGAAUUGUAUUGCCCCACCCACACGCACACACUCAAAUUUCCACAUAUUCCUUUCUUUUUGCCAAGAGAUGAGAAGAUAUUGCCCUGGAUAUUCAAGGAAACAGUGGGGGCAAAUGCAACAGCAACAGUCCAUGAUUGGUACAAGAAACUUCAGAUUAACCCCUUGGAAACAACCAGAAGACUUAACUCAGCAUCUCAGAAAGAUCAAAAUCAUUGUCAUAGAGCCAAAGGGCUCCCAGGCAUAACACAUUUUUGUUUUUGUUGUUAUUCCUCUCAUCUUGAGUUUCUGAGACCUAUUUCCUCCUCAGAUCCCGGCUAAUCUGUUAGCCUUGUCAGCUCUUGCCCUGUGGAUCAGACUCCUCCCAUUUCUCUGCCUUGUUGAUUAACAUCCUGCUUUCUGAUCCCAGCUCAUCUCUAUGGCCUUUGCCUCAUAUUCUUUCAUACUAUUAUUUCCAUUUUAACCAUUAUAUUCUAAUUCUGUAGUGUGAUUGGGAAAACCAUUGGCAAGAAAGAUACAAAAAUAGAGCCCUAGGGUUAAGGUUAUGUCCUUAUGAUUUUCCAUAUUCAUAUAGUACUUAGCACUUCAUACAUGUUAACUCAUGAGACUUCAAAAUAUCCUUACGAGGGAUUCUGAUUCUUAGAUACAGUUUGCAAAUUAAGGAAGAUAAAUAUAUAUAGAAAAAAACACAAUAGUAACAAACUUGACAGGAGAGGAUUAACUUCUGGGAGCACAAAGUGGAGUUCUUGGCCUGAGCCCACAGCUCCAGGAAACUUCAAUGAACUGAAAAUGGCCUGUCUGGGUAACGAGGCUCUGUACAUCUCUCUUCACCCUAAAGUUGAGUCAGUGAGGCAUUAUGAUGUUUUUAAUUUCUCAAGUGAUAUUAAAAUACAGACCCACAGACCCCAUCUGUUCUCUUGGAAGCAGAGAGAUUGGCAAAUGAUAACACUACAUGCCUUUAGGGAUAUACGCUGCCUGAUAAUCACCAUGUGGUUUCAACUAGUUCACGCUCAGAUGAACCUGAUAUGAAUUUAGAAAGGGCAAACACUCCUAAUGAGAUGGUAUAUUCUUGACUUACUAUUUUAAACAGCACCUUCUUCCUACUACCUGCAAACACCACAUUUGUAUCCCUUUCUAAGGCGGGACAUCUUGGAGUCAUCUUUGUUUCCUCUUUCCAUUUAUCUUCUAUAUAUCCAGAUGGAGAAUCUUAUGGUUUCUUUGUGAUAUGCCUUUUGCUUUCUGAUCUUACUGCCAUCACUUGAGUUCAAACCUUCAGUAUCUCAUCUGGAGCGCUGCUCUGUCGGCCUAGGAAAUGGCUCUGACUCUGGUUCUCUCCACUUGGAUAAUCUCAUGUUGCCUGGGGAAUGUUUCUAAAAUGGCCAAUAGGAGAAUCCCUGUCUGUAGAGUACAAUUGCUGUGUUUGCCUUCCCAGUAGCACUUUCCCAUUAUUCUUUUAAUAACACCCCACAUUUUAAGAAGCGACUUAUUACAGCACUGUUUUUUCCUUCCAUCGUUAUCAAAUAAAUGUUCCUGUGAUCCAAACCAGCUCAACCAUUGUCAAGACACAUGACUCAGGCAGUCUAAUUGGAAUGUGCCCUGGGAUUACUGGGAUUGCUGUAUACAUUGGUAUACAGCAGUAGUUUCCAGACUUUUUUCUUUCAGAAACUCUUUUUACUCUUAAAAGUUAUUGAGGACUCCCAAGAGCUUUUGUUAAUGUGGCUUCUAUCUGUACAUUUCCAUAUUAUAAAUUAAAAAUGAUAAAUACAUUUAUUAUUUCAUUUAAAUACAAAAUAGUAAACCCUUUACAUGUUAACGUAAAUAAAAUACUUUUAAGCAUAUAACUUUUCUAAAAUGAAAAUAUUUUGUGAGAAAAAUGGCAUAGUUUUAUAUUUUUGUAAAUCUCUUUAAUAAUUACCCUAAUAAACAAAUCUACUGCACAUGCAGUUCAUAAAAUAUGUUGCUACGGAUGAAGUGUAUGAAGAAAAUCUGGCCUCACAGAUGUGUAGUUGGAAAAGGGAGAAUCAUUUUAAUAGUCUUUAUAGAUAUUAUGGAUAUUAUUCUUUGAGACUAUACUAAAACUUGACAAGUGGCAGUUUCCUAAAGGUUAGUUGCAAUGUGAAAUCUGAAACCAUGUCGGUGAGCUUUUUGUACGCAGCUAUAAUAAAAUCUGUUGGCAGUUUGUACAGAUCUUUUACAUGUUCAUGAUUUCAUUUGGAAAUGCACUGAUUAUUUGGAAAGUAUACGUUCAUCAAGAUAUGCAUAUCUGCUAAAUGAUGACAUGUGUUCAUUUUAUGAUGUCUUAAACCACAUUUAGUAACAUCACCAGUGACCUCAUCUGAAAAUUGGGAUACCAUCAAGCUUAUAAUGCAACAUACAUGUUGAUAUGGUUUGGCUCUGUGUCCCCACCCAAAUCUCACUUUGAAUUGUAAUAAUCCCCAAAUGUCAAUGUGUCAAGGGUAGGACCAGGUGGAGGUAAUUGGACCAUGGGGGUGAUUUCCCCUAUGCUGUUCUCAUGAUAAUGAGUGAGUCUCAUGAGAUCUGAUGGUUUUAUAAGCAUCUGGCAUUUUCCCCUGCUUGCACUUAUUCUCCUGCUGCCCUGUGAAGAGGUGCCUUCUCUCAUGAUUGUAAGUUUCCUGAGGCCUCCUCAGCCAUGCGAAACUAUAAGUCAAUUAAACCCCUUUUCUUUAUAAAUUACCCAGUCUCUAGCAGUUCUUUAUAGCAGCGUGAGAAUGGACUAAUACAGUAAAUUGGUACUGAGAGUGGGGUGCUGCUAUAAUGAUACUCAAAAAUGUUGAAGCGACUCUGGAACUGGGCAACAGGCAGAAAUUGGAACAGUUUAGAAGGCUCAGAAGAAGACAGGAAAAUGUAGGAAAGUUCAGAACUUCCUAGCUUGGAGGACUCAGAAGACAGGAAGAUGUGAGAAAGUUUGGAACUUCCUAGAGACUUGUUGAAUGGCUUUGGUCAAAAUGCUGAUAGUGAUAUGGACAAUGAAGUCCAGGCUGAGGUGGUCUCAAAAGGUGAUGAGGAACCUCUUGGGAACUGGAGCAUAGGUGACUCGUGCUAUGCUUUAGCAAAGACACUGGUGGCAUUUUGGCCCUGUCCUAGAGAUCUGUGGAACUUUGAACUUGAGAAGGAUGAUUUAGGGUAUCUAGCAGAAGAAAUUUCUAAGUGGCAAAGCAUUCAAGAGGAAGCAGAGCAUAAAUGUUUGGAAAAUGUGCAGCCUGGCGAUGUGAUAGAAAAGAAAACCCCAUUUUCUUGGGAGAAAUUCAAGUUUGCUGCAGAAAUUCGCAUAAGUAAUGAGGAGUGAAAUGUUAAUCACCAAGACAAUGGGGAAAAUGUCUCCAGGGCAUGUUAGAGACCUUCAUGGCAGCCCCUUCCAUCACAGACCGAGACCUAAGAGGUAAAAAUGGUUUUGUGGGCUGAGCCCAGGGACCCCCUGCUCCAUGCAGCCUUGGGACAUGGUGCCCUGUGUCCCAGCUGCUUCAGCUCUAGCUGUGGCUAAAGGGGCCAAGGUACAGCUCAGGCCAUUGCUUCAGAGGGUUCAAGCUUUAAGCCUUGGUGGCUUACCUGUGGUGUUAGGCCUGUGGGUGCACAGAAGUCAAGAAUUGAGGCUGGAGAACCUCUGCCUAGAUUUCGGAGAAUGUAUGGAAACGCUUGGAUGUUCAGGCACAAGUUUGCUUCAUGGGUGGAAACUUCAUGGAGAACCUCCACUAGGGCAGUGUGGAAAGUAAAUGUGCGGUUGGAUUCCCCCAAAGUCCCCACUAGGGCACUGCCUCGUGGAGCUGUGAGAAGAGGGCCACUGCCCUCCAGACCCCAGAAUUAUCAAUCCACCAACAGCUUGCCCUGCAUGCCUGGAAAAGCCUCAGACACUCAAUGCCAGUCUGUGAAUUCAGCCAGGAGAGGGGCUGUACCCUGCAAAGCCACAAGGGUGGAGCUGCCCAAGGCCAUGGGAGCCUACCUCUUGCAUCAGCAUGACCUGGACGUGAGACAUGGAGUUAAAGGAAAUCAUUUUGAAACUUUAAGGUUUAAUGACUACCCUAUUGGAUUUUGGACUUGCAUGGGGUCUGUAGCCCCUUUGUUCUGGUCAAUUUCUCCCAUUUGGAAUGGGUGUAUUUACUCAGUGCCUGUACCCCCAUUGCAUCUAGGAAGUAAUUAACUUGCUUGUGAUUUUGCAGGCUCAUAGGCAGAAGCAACUUGUGUUGUCUCAGAUAAGACUUUGGACUUGGACUUUUGGGUUAAUGCUGGAGUGAGUUAAGACUUUGGGGGACUGUUGGAAGGACAUGAUUGUGUUUUGAAAUGUGAGUACAUGAGAUUUGGGAGGGUCAGGGGUGGAAUGAUAUGGUUCAUCUCUGUGUCCCCAUCCAAAUCUCACCUUUCCCCACGUGUCAAGUGUGGGAACAGGUAGAGGUAAUUGGAGCAUGGGGGCAGUUUCCCCCAUGCUGCCCUCAUGAUAAUGAGUGAAUCUCACAAGAUCUGAUGGUUUUAUAAGUGCCUGGCAUUUUCCCCCACUUGCACUCAUUCUCUCUCCUGUCACCCUGUGAAGAAGUGCCUUUUGCCAUAAUUGUAAGUUUCCUGAGGCCUUCUCAGUGAUGCGGAACUGUGAGUCAAUUAAACCUCUUUUCUUUAUAAAUUACCCAGUCUCAGGCAGUUCUUUAUAGCAGCCUAAGAACAGACUAAUACACGUUUUCCAAAAUCAGCAAUUAGAAAGCUAAAAAUUUAUCAUUUACGUUAAGCACCGUACUCAAUUCUGAAUAACAAUAGUUUAUGUAUUGGUUAUUCUUUCAAAUUAAAAUAGUAUUCCAUGCAAAUGUGGCUCACAACUCAAACAUUUGGCUGAGUGCUUUUCCUCAUGACAUGAUUGUACUGUGGUGUGCAGUAGAAGUCCUUUAGGUGCACGUGAUGAUUAAUUUUAUGUGUCAACUUGAUUAGGCCGCAGAGUGCCCAAAUAUUUGGUCAAAUAUUAUUCUGGGUUUUUCUGUGAGGGUGUUUCUGGAUAAAAUUAACAUUUGAAUAGGUAGACUGAAUAAAGCAGAUUGUCUUCCCUAAUGGGGUUGAGCCUCAUCCAAUAAAUUGAAGACUUGAAUAGAACAAAAAGACUGACCUUUCCAGGUAAGAGAGAAUUUCUCUUACCUGACAGCCUUCAAAUUGAGACAUAAGCUUUUUUCCUGCCUUUAAACUCAAGCUAAAAUAUUGGCUUAUCCUGGGUCUCAAGCCUGCUGGCCUUGGGAUUGAAACUAAACCAGGAGCUUUCCUGGGUCUCCAGCUUCUGACUGCAGAUCGUGGGACUUGCCUGUCUCUCUCUGCUUUCUCUCUCUCUUUCUCCCUCUCUCUCUCUCUCGCUCUACACACACACACACACACACACACACACACACACCCCGUUAUGGUUUGGUUUCUCUGGAGAAACCUAGUACAGUGCACUUCCCAUUUAAUUCCAUAGAAUAUUAAAAAUUCAUGUACUUUGAGUUUAGAUUUGAUAAAAUUAAUAACUUUUACUGUUUCUUCAGGGAUGUUCUUAAAUAAAAGUGGUUUUUAAAAUUUUUACUGUAACUGUGUAGCAGUAAAGAAUAAAAUGACUGCUAGUACAAUUUUGGUGCCUCUGGCUAAGGAACUAGCAGUUUUAGCUAACAUUGAUUUUGCACUAUUAGUAAAAAUAUCGAUAUAAUGAAAAAGGAAAAAAGUCUUUGUAUUAUUAUAAAAAUAGUGUUGACCUGUGGAUCCCUAAAAGGGUUUUAGAGACUCUCUAGGGGUCUGCAAACCAUAUUUAGAAAACCAGUGGAAUAAAGAAAUACUCCUUUCACCAAAAUUUCUAAGUUUCUAACUUGAUAAUUUGGGCUUGCCCCAGCCAUGUUCCCUGGCAACAUGGAAGAAAGCGUCUGUAGUUAGGAAAGAAUGAGGCCAACACACAGGUCAACUGAGCUGAGAGAAGAAGAGAUAGCUCUGAUAACAUCUUUUUCUGUCUUGGAUUUAGCCUUGCCUGAAGCAAGAUCUGGACUUUUUGCUUAACAGAGCCAAUGUAUUCUCUCUCUCUUCUCUUUCUCUCUCUCUCUCUCUUUGAACCUAAUCCAGUGUUAGGUUUCUUCUCCUUGUAGCCAAAAUGUUUCUAUAAGAUGGUCCCAUCUCAUUCACCCAAUUUCCUCCUCUAAUUUGGUAUUCACCAUAAGCUCUUCCAAGGUUUCCACCCACAUGUUUACUCUUCCCUUCACUUAUUCCUCAUGUGGUUCUUCCUCUCCAUGCCAUACAACUUCUACCUGUGGCUGCCAAAGUUCUUGAAGACUUCCCUGAUGUCUCCAGCCCACUCUGAUGGCUCUUUUUUUUUUUUUUUUUUUUUUUUGGAAAUCUGUCAUACUGUUAUCAAUAGAAAAGUUUUUGGUGGUAAAUCACUCUCUGGUUUUCUUUUCUAAUGGGUUUUGGUCUUGUCAUUCUAACUAGAAUGUUAGUUUCUUAAUGGAAGAGGUCACAUUUAAGUGCUCUUUGCAUAUCACUGGGUAUACUAUAAGUACAUUUUUUUUUUUUUUUUUGAGACAGAGUCUCGCUCUGUUGCCCAGGCUGGAGUGCAGUGGCGCGAUCUCGGGUCACUGCAACCUCUGCCUCCUGGUUCAAGCGAUUCCCCUGCCUCAGCCUCCCGAGUAGCUGGGAAUACAGGUGCAUGCCACCACGCCUGGCUAAUUUUUUGUAUUUUCAGUAGAGACGGGGUUUCACCGUGUGAGCCAGGAUGGUCUCCAUCUCUGGACCUCAUGAUCCGCUGGCCUUGGCCUUUCAAAAGUGCUGGUAUUACAGGCAUGAGCCACCACACCCAGCUGUAAAUAACUUUUUUUUUUUAAACCCAGGGGAUUUUGUUUUUCUCACAUUUCUUAGAAAAAUUUUUUCCUUAGUUGACUAAAUGGAGAAAUUACCUUUCGAAAGCUAUCCACAGGCAGCCUUCUGGAAUAAAGGAAAGGUUUAGAGUAAAUCAUCUAAUAGAACUACUGGCAAAUCUCUAUGGUUUCAAACUCAUACAGGUGUUUAAUAUAAUAACAAGUUGACAAGUCAAAGAUAAUAAUAGCUGCUAUUUACUAAGUGACUUCUAUGUGAUAAGCAGUAGCUUAGAUUCUUUGCAUGAAUUAUCUUUAAUUUCCACAAUAAUCAUGAAAGGGAAAUAUUAUUAUCAUUAUCUUAUAGCUGAGGAAUUUGAUCCGGAGAGCUUAAAUAACUAUUCCAAGUUGGCAUAGCUUAUCAAUUGGAAGUCAAGAUUCACAAAGUCAUUGGCUUUAAGGCAUGUAAUAGUUCCAUUUACAUAUGUUGUAAACACUCCCAAGAAUAACAUUGGAUUCAAUUGAACAUUCAUUUGUUGAAUGCCUACUAAUGUAAAGCACUGUACUUGGUGCCACAAGAGAUUCUGAAAUGAGAAAAGAGCUCAUGGUUUAGCUUGUUUAUGUCUGGAGAAUAUUUUUCUCAGCAAGCAGUCAAUAGACUUGAACACGUAAGUGCACAAUCCUCAUUAAAAUAUGGUAACCAGCUCCCAAGAAGCAGAAGGGAAUGACAUGUGCCUUGAGGAUUCAUUUUUAUUGAAAAAUCAUCUAGAAGCAGUACUCUUUAAAUCUCUUUCUGAAUUGAUCUUGAAGACUACUGAUAAUGGAAGCAACUGCAGAGAAAGAAUACCAGAACCAUAUAAUGUGUAGAAGGAACACAUACUUUGGAAUCUGAAAUAGGAAUUUUUGGAAAGUGGGAAAAAGUUCAAUUUAUUAGACUAUAUCUUAGCCAGUUCUGAAUCUCAGGUUUUCAUCUGCAGAUGCUGUAAUAUCUGUCGCACAGGAAUGUUGAGCUGAUUAAGUAAGUAGGAAUAAAGAAUGCUGUUCACAUACAGAGUUGGUGCUAAGUAGAAAUCCCACUACUUUCCCUGGUGAUCUCUUCAAAUCACCCUCUUAACAACCACAACCUUGGAUAUGAGAAAUGAAUGUUUUGGUCCUAGUUGAAAGGGAGAUGAUGGCCCUUUUCUCCAGCCUCCAAUAAAAACUCAAGAACAACCUGUGUGGCAUUCUUGCUUGGGCCACUCCUUGAAAAUCAUGAGGGACAGGAUUUCACUCCUCCCAAAGUAUCCUCCUAGGCAAAUUCUUAGAAAGGUUUUUUUUUCCUAUCACAAUUUAAUUCCUAUCAGAAUAUCUUUGUAAUUUCCAGCCCUUGGUUGCAGAUCUGUUCGCAGAAGCUACCUAGAAGAUAUUUCAUUCCUUUGUAUGGGGAGACAUUCAAAUAUUUGAAAUCACAAAUCUGCUCUUAUAAAAAAUUGGCUAAGUAAAUUCUUCUUUGACUGUGUAGAAUAAACAUGCAUACAGUUGUCUUUGAAGUCGUUAGCUCACAUUGAAAAGAAAAAGUUUAGAAGAAAUUAAAUAUAUAAUUUUGGGGGAAAAUUUAUCUAUAAUUUUAGCUCAUAGUUUACAAUUCCUAUAUGACUGUUUGGAAGGUAUUUAUUUUAGAAUGGAUGGAUGUUCCGUAUUAACCUGUAGGAAGGGUUUGUGAAUAUUCUGUUGCUCUGAAUUAUUAGCGGUCUAGAUCUAGGCUGGACUUUGAGAAAUAUGAAAUAAAAAAAUACCUCUUUGGAGUGUGGUGUUGCUCUUUAAAAAAAAAAAAAAAAAAAAGCCCAGUGAAUAAAAGGAAAACCCAGUCAUUUCUCCUGGAAGCCUUUCAAUAGUGACUCAAUGGCAAUGUUGUGGUUGAAAUUGUUGCUCCUAGAUAAUGAGAAAAGUUAAAGCCAUCUUCUCAACAGUGAGUAGAAAAAUCUUUUAAAUUUUAGAGAUGUCAUAAAUAUAGUCUUAAGAAAACUAUUGGGAAAACAGUUUCUUGUUUUAUUUGCUUAUUUCCUAAGGAACAAAAAUGAUUGCCAUUUUACAACUUUAUCCCUAUAAAGUUGUAGCCUUCAUGAUGACAUAAUUCCCAAAGUCAGCUAGAAUUCCGAGAAUCAAAGAAGAAACUGAAAUCUAAUUACAGAGAACAAAUGCAACAGGCCAGUUAUAUUUCCAGACGUUUUUGGUUUGCCCAGUUCCCUAAUUUUUCAUACUUCUCUUUAGUCUGUUCAUUUUUUGCUUAAAAAUUGAAUGGAAUUUUGAUGCGACAUUUUAGAAUAAAUUUUAAAGAAGCAUAAAACUAAAAACCUACUUGGAGAAUUAUGAAUGUUAGGUAACAUAUACAGUGUUAAGCAGAGUUUUACUAAUUGGAGAAUUUUACUUGUUCCCUUUUAAGUUUAAAAGAUAGGUGUUGCAUAACUCUGAAAAUCUGGGAUGAUGAGAAGACCUCAGGCAUGUUCUACAAACAAGAUUUUAAAGGAAUGUCAAGUAUGGUGCUAAGAAAAUAGUUUAAAAUUUGUAAUUUCCUUUCACCUAGCUCCCAAUCCAGAAAAUAAUUGACCAAAAAAAUUGAUAGCAACCUUGUAAAGAGUUAAGGUAAAAAAGAAUAACCUCUCAUUAUCUUUGUUUCUCAAGCAAAAUAUACAUUUUAGUAAACAGAUUUUGGGGGAAAAGAAUGGAAUAGCUACAUUUACAUGACAUCAAUAGAGGGCACAAUUAUUAGAGUUUCAUAAGUGUAGCUAAGGAAAAAGAUCACAAUUCACAAAUAUAAAUUUUUGUCAUUUUGAGAACAUAGAAGACCCCUGAGUGAUGGUCAUUUCAUCAAAUGUCCAUGAGCUUUAUAUUCCAGGCAACAGAGGUCUUCCUUUACAGUGCUUGGACUAUGAUAAUCCUACUAUGAUUUGAGGUUAAUCAGGCCAUUAUGUGCAAAAUUUGAGGAUAGGGCCAACUUAUCGCAAUCUACUUCCAUUUUCAUGAAGCCUGUCUUAGUUCGUUCAGGCAGUUAUGACAGAAUACAAUAGUCUGGGUAGUUUAAACAACAAACAUUUAUUUCUCACAGUCCGGAGGCUGGAAGUCCAAGAUUAAGGGUGCUGGCAGAUCAGGUGUCUGCUGAGGACCCACCUCCUGGUUUGUAGACAGCCAUCUUCUGGUUGUGUCCUCACAAGGCAGAGAUUAGAGAGCAAGCUCAGGUCUCUGAAUUCCCUUAUAAAAUCACUAAUCUCCUCACGAGGGCUCCAUCCUCAUGACCUAAUUACUUCCCAGAGACCUCAUCUCCAAAUACCAACACACUGGGGAUAAAGGCUUCAACAUAUGAAUUUUAGGGGAACACAAACCUUCAGUCCACAGCAAAGCCCAUUGCUUACUGUUGCCUCUUUUCAAAAUUCAGCACUAAGCUUAAUAUUGAUGUCUCUCCAGCAAACAUUUUACUUCAGUUGAGACUCAAACCAUUUGAAUGGGGCUCAGCAAUUUGGUUUGGCUAUUUCUCAUGCAGCCUCUCUACAUGGCCGUGUGUGUGGCAAAAACUCUAAAUCUUAUGGUGCUAAUUUCCCCUUCAGUGUCUAGAAAUGGUUUCAGAAAGAAUGAUGACAUCACUGAGCUACCAAGACGGAAAAAUUAUAGGGUUAAUGAACAAGAGUGAAGAAGGAGAAAUGAAGCCUUCUCAGAAGCAAGCUACAGGAAGAUUAAUGUGUGAAAUUCUACAAACUAACCAAGUUUAAGGAAGCAGUUGCAAGAGAUAAAUGAUGGAGGACUUGUAAAAAAAGGUUUAACUCUGCUUAACAACGAUAUUUGUGGGUAUUUUUUUUCCUUAUGCUACUAGUACAAGCUACAAGUGAAAGAGUAGAAUGAAAACAGCUAAAAAAAAUUUGCUACAGUGCAACUAGCUGUCAGGUAGGAAGAGUAUAUCUACAUGAUAAACAGGCGCUUACCUGAAGGAGGGGCGUGAAAGGGAAAUAAAUCUUUUAUUCACCUUGACUAUAAACCUAAUCCUGAUCUCACUCCCUCCUGACUAGUCCUUAACCCUGCCUCUCAAAAACACUGAUUUUGCUCAACAUAAGUGUUGUCCAGUAAGUUUUAAAAAUAUCAAAUUAGCUGGCCAAUUUAAACAUAAGAAAGUGAUUGAACUUAAACAUGAAUGUACUUCAAGCAGUAGCUUAAAGUAUAUUCUAUGGCUAAUUUGGGUUUUCCUCAAGAAAUAGGUUUCACAGCCAAAUAACUUCAUGAUGCUGGGCUAAACCAGUUAAAAAAUUUGCCCCACACACCACCCAGAUGUCUCAGGGGCUUCAGGAGGCGCAUGUGCAGGCCACGUGCAGGAGAAUGCAGCAUGUCCUAAACAACUUUCUAUCACUGCCCCAACUUUUCCAAAUGUUGAAGAAGGAGCCUAAUCUAUAAAGUGUUGGUUAAUAAUGCAUCUCUCAAAAUAUAAAUAAAUUAUAGCAUUCUUCAAAUAGAAAAAAUUAACAAAGUUUAACAACUGUAUCAUUCACCAAAUAUCUACUAUUUCUCCUCUUCUUUAAUCUAUUUGUUUGCAUUCAACUCUUUAAAUAAAUGCAGACCUCUCUGCCAGUGUCCACCAAUGUGUUAAAAAUCCCCCUCUAUCUUGCCUCCUCUUGGAAAGACACAGAGAGGACACAAAAUAAAGAGAAAAGAUUAAAGUGUAUUUUCCUUUCUUGCACUGAGGUUAAUUAAAAAUACAUCAGAAAUAUUGAAACAUAAAAAUCAGAACAUUGGAUUGGAAAUUAGUGGUUGGAUUUCUAGGAAGGGUAGGUUAAAGUCCUAAGUAUUAGUUUAAUCUGAGACGUAAUCACAGCAGUGAUUUCUGGGCCCACGUUGGUAUAAGAUAUUUCCUGAUGGCAGCUUGUGAAUACAGAUGAACACAGCAAAUUGUACAUCAUCUCAGGAAUACUGAAGCCCAAACUAAUAAAUUUCCCUAAACUCUGCUAAACUAGAAACAUAUGCUACAGGAGAUGUUCUAACCUACAAAUAAAAUACAUUAUCUCAUACCAAAAAGUAUUUCCAUAUGCCCAAACCUUAAAUGCAUGACUGUUAUGUAGUUCAGGGAUUUUGUUUCUUAGAACUUCUGUAUCAAGAACACAUAAAGAAGAGUGUGGAGUCCCAGGAGGCUCUUCCCACUCUUAGCUGUGUGAAGCUGGGUAAAGCACUAGAUGUCUAGUGAGGCUGUUUUUGAUUGUUUGUAAAACAGGAAAAUAAUCCCUGCUUUAAGUAUCCACACAUAUGUCCUGAUAAUCAAAUGAGAAAAUUUAGAACCUAAUAAAUAGUAAAGUUGUAUAUGUGUGUUAGUUGCGAAUAGGAUAUAAUCUUGUACAUCUCUCUUUUUUCCUUUCCUUCUGUCUAUAUGUUUAGGUCUAUGCAGAGAUCUAAUAUCUGUCUGUAUAUAUCUAUUUAUCUUCUCCAUCAUCAUCUCAUCAUUUAUCAUCUAACAUUUAUCUACCUACUAUCUAUUAUCUAUCAUCUAUCUAUCCAUGAUCAUCGUCAACUAUUAUCUAUUUAUCUACUGAUCUAUAUUUAAACAUGUCCUUUUGUUAUGCUUCUGUAUAUAUACAACUGUAUUGGUGACUUUUUUACAGGUUUCAAAGAUGACUAUAAAUGUGUAGGUUAUUUAUUUCUUUCUCUUAAUAUUCUGAAGCAUCCCAAAGACUACGUCAAAAAAUUAUGGUGAAAAGCUGAAGAUAGUAAUUUAUUUGCGUCAAUUUUCCCAGAACCUCAUUGGAUGAUCAAGCCUGCAUUUCUUUUCUUCUUUAUUGUUAUAAAGUAUUAGUUAUUCCAGAGAGGAGAAAAACAUAAUUGGAUUAUUUAGGACCUAUAUUUUGUAAUGUCACCUAAUUUUAUAAUAUAACAGGUACCAUUAUGGCAAUGCAAAAUAAAACAUGGGAUGAAGUUGCUCAGGAUGCAGAGCAGUGUGGUUGGUGUGCAUUUUGCCCUGUUCCGUACCACUUAUGACUACUGAAUAUUCUACAAAUGUGCAGAGAAAUGGGCGACAUUUGUUUUGGAGUAACCUGGAAGGAUGAGGCCCAAUUCUGCUUGCUCUAAAGGAUGAAUAGUUCUUUUGAAAGCCAAGUACAUAACUGUGAGGCCCGGAAGCUCUAAGUUCACUUAGACAAACAUGUCACUGUGAUGGCUGAUCUUUAGCACAAGCGCAAGCCCACUGCAUUGAUUGGCCCAGAACCCAAUGUAGUCAAACGUGAAGGUCUUCUGUACACCGUGGAUGGUGGGGAGAGGAGGGCAAUCCCUCAAAGCCUGGAGUCUUUCUCCAGUCUUGCCAGUCUCCCAGGCUGGCCAGGUGGCAGCUGGUCUGCCUGCUUCUCUUUCUUUUUACAGGUUGUUCCUGAACUUUUACUAUUGUACCAUACUCUGCUGUAGGAAAUUAGGAAUACAAUGGUGAACCAGGCAGAUGCUGCACCUGUCUUUAUAAAUCUUAUAUCCUAGUAGAGACGAGAGUUUUAAAAAAAUCAUACUAACAAAAUUAGACUCCAAAUUAUUAUAAAUGCCAAGAAGGAAAUUAAUAGACUGAAAGAACAAAUAAAAAGCAGGUGGUUCCAUGGAUAGCGAGAUCAGAGAGGGACUCUUUGAGGAGGUGACAGUGAAGUUAAGACAUCAAAGUAGGUCUCAGAUUAAAUGCCAGAGCAUGAAGAAGUUUCUGCUGGAAGAGGGUGAUUGAACAUCGCAAGUAAAAGAAACGUCAAGUACAAAGGCCUUGAGGUGGGAAUGGGCCAGGCCGUUUGGAGUGUAAUGGCAGGGUCCCGUCUAGGGAGUACAGCUGUAGCUUUUGAAUUGUCAUAGACCCAUGCCCCAGGAGCAGUGAGGAGAACAAGUGAUUGGGGAUUUCUGGAGGUAUUUGCACUUUGCUCCUGUUCUUAUAAUCAAGUGAAGCUUUUCAAACUGAGAUGGAUGUGUUUCAGUAUUUUCACAACUGACAUGUUUGUACCAGAUCAAACUGGAUGAGUGUUACCCCUGAGAGGUGGAGUUUUUCUGAACAUACUUUGGAAACGUACUCUAUGCAACAGCAUAGAGACGGAAAACAGAAGGCGUUUUUCAGAAAUAGGAAAUAAUCUUGUUUACUAUAGGGAGAGUGUGGGAUGAUGUCUGGAGUUUCAGGUAAGGCUUGAUGUGGCUUCUGGGAAGACUGUGGAAAGCUCUGAAUGUCAAGUAUGUUUUUAAUCCACCAUAAUGUUGACACCAGCCACUUGACCUUACUUGCAGAGAUGAAUACCAUGAGCAUCCUGGCUGCCCUCUGCAUCUUGGCUGCCCUACCCCCAUGAUUACCUGGCACUUCCCAUUUGCCUCCAUGAUCUAGGACAUGCCUGGUAUUGCAGAGGGCCUCCAAGGCCAUACUGGCAUUCAUUAUGACUAGUUGGUAUUUAUUCAUUACUGGUUAUUAAAUAUUUUAAAUGUCACUUAUAUUAGUUCCACAGAACUAUUAUUUUAAAAAAUUCUGCAUUUAAAUAGCUUUGGAGAUACAAGAAAGACAUAAGAUUCUGUGUCUCCAGACAUGCUUGAGAGCCUCUUUCACCCCAGUUGCUGCUCAGGGACCUAGAGAUCCACAGAGUGCCCUUUGGUAACACUCCUGAUCUGCUUCAGUGACUUUAUUUAAAUGUCUCUUGUGUUAAAUUCCUCCCACAUGUAAGCCACCUCCACCCUGUGGUCUCUGCUCUCCUUCUAAAACACAACUAUGAUUAGGUUAUUUCCCUGCUUACAAACUCGAUAACUUCUCAUACCUGCAGAAUACAGGCCAAACUCCUUAUUAAGGGCUUCCAAGACUCUUUGCAAAUGGUUACCUCUCCACACGUCAACACCUGUUAUUCCCAGUUCUUCCCUCAAGGCCCCUGUGACCUAGACACAAAUGACGAUUUUGAACACAGCAAAGACUUCAUAGCUCCUGGCUUCCUCUUGAUUCCCUUGCCAUAGACCCCUGAUCUUGCAGACCCCAGCAUAAAUUGCAUUCUUCCUAUGAAAUCAUUCUCAAUCUCCUCACUCCCAGUGAGUCUCCCCACUCUCAGCUCUCAUGGCAAUUUGUUUACAUCCAGAACAUUUAUCUCAGGCCCAGUUGUACUUAUUUAUUGUUAGCCUUGUCCAUUUUGGUCUCCACCAGACAGUGAUCUCUGGCACUACAUGGUCUUCAUCUCCUAAUGACCCACCCUGCCCCUUCCUCUACCACCAAGGUAUGGCUUUAUACCUUGCACCCAUUUCCUGUUUUUUGUCAACCUAGGCUAACUGUGUCAGGCCAUUCUUGCACUGCUAUAGAGAAAUUCCUGAGACUGGGUAGUUUAUAAAGAAAAGAGGUCUAAUUGGCUCAUGGUUCUGCAGGCUGUACAGGAAGCAUAGCGCCGGCAUCACUCAGCUUCUGGGGACAGCUCAGGAAGGUUUUACUCAUCGCAGAAAGCAAAGUGGGAGCUUGUAGGUCACAUAGUGAAAGCAGGAGCAAGAGAGAGUGUCAGGGGAGGUGCCACACACUUUUCAAUGACCAGCUCCCAUGUGAACUCACUGUUGUGAGGACACCACCGAGGGAAUGGUGCUAAACCAUUCAUGAGAAAUCCACCCCCAUGAUCCAGUCACCUCCCACCAGGCCCCACGUCUAAUACUAGGGAUUACAUUUCAACAUGGGAUCUGGGUGGAGACAAAUAGACAAACUAUAUCAGUAACCAAAAAACAAACAAAACAAAACAACCAAAAAACAAAAAUCAAGUGAUGGUAUUGAAAGGGCACUCAAUCAGAAGAUCUGGUCUUCAGGCCGGUCUCUGAACCUGAACAGAUAUAUGGCCUUGGGCACACUCCAUAAGAUCAGGGGCUCUGGUACCUUAAAGGAUAAACGAAGAGUCUUGCCCGAGUCUAGCUUCUCCGCAGAAACUUGAGCCCAUGCCUGACCUUAUCUGUAUAAAAAUGCACUGUAAUUAUUUUUUAAAUUUGCAUUGUUAGGCCCAUCUGACACACAGCCAGUGUUAACCUACCUUCCUUCUACUGUCAGUGAAUUCUCCACCUACAAGGACUGGGCAUCCUUCAUCUAAGAUUUCUGGUCAUGUUGGGUCAAUAUCAAAGGUGUUUUGGGCAGUUCUUCUUGUAGGUUAACUGUCAGGACCUCACUGGAAAAUCAGUACACAGAAGGAGAAUGACAAAUAGCCCUGGGAGGUGCAGGCUCCCCUUCUCCCACUGCCUCAAUUCACACACCCUUAUUUCUCACCUAGGGCACCCCAGCAGACUGGCCUCCUGCACUCAUGCCCCAGAUGGAGACCCAGGUGACCCUGAACAUGCAAAUGUGAUCAUUAUUGCCUGCCUGAAAUCUGCCAAUGAUCUCUGGUGCUUUUGGGGCCACGUUUAAAUCAUGAUCUGAUCCCCCCCUCUUGUUCUAUGGUCACUCCAUUAUUCACUUCUUAUUGCAGUCCCUACAUCACUAGCCAUUCCCUAUCAACUUAGGGUGGUCCAGUGAAAUCCAGGACACCCAAUUAAGUUUGAAUCUCAGAUAAAUCACAAAUAAUGGUUUAGUAUAAGUAUGUUCCAAAUAUUAAAUGGGAGGUAUUUAUACUUACAGUAAAACAUUAUUUGUUGUCUAUAUGAAACUCAAAUUUUACUGAGUGUCCUGGAUUUUUAUUUGCUACAUCUGGCCACCCCGCCUAUUACACACAUGGUCUCAAAGACCCCUGCUUGCUCCCCUGCUGUCAUUUCUUCCACGGCCACAUUUUUCUCCCUCUCCUCCUACUUCACAUCUGUGCAUCAUUCAGAACUCCUUCCAUUUCCUCGUCAAAGCCUCCAUUACUUCCAAUCUAAUUUGAAUGCUUCUCUAUGUUACCCUGGGCCUAUGUCUAGUAAUUUAUUUAUACAAACCUACUGUAAUUAUUUAUUUGUAUUUUUCUCUGACUCACUGAACAUUUCCUGAGGGCAGGAAUCAUGGCCUCUUCUUUUAUCUAUUCCUAGAAACAGAAAUAGAAUAACAGAAUGGCUGGCACAUCAUAGCUGUUCAAUAUUGUUGUUUGAUGAAUCAAAUGAUGUCAUUUACUAGCUUUUGAAAGCACACAAAGAAAAACAUAUGGGCAGAGGCCUAGGUUUCCAGGGUAAAGGAGAAGAAGAUACCAGACAUCAAAGCUGCUAACUCAUUUCUGGAUGGCCAUAUUUAUGAGACAAUUAAGGGGACUGCAGUUAGGAGGCAGGCUGCAGAUACAAGAGGAACACUCAAGACAGCACAGUCAGAAAGCCCAUGGCCAGAUAUCAGUAACUGAGAACAUAGAGACCAGAGAUUGGAAAUAGUGCUUUGGAAGCCUUGCAUCUCAGUAACCCCAUGGAAGAAUAAGCCUUAGGAUAAUGUGAAUUUGACAGUAAAGAUUGAUGACCUGGCUGACAAAUAAAGGCUAUACCGUGAAAUCUUUUCCUCUGUAAGAAUUUUAGCAAAAGAGAAGGAAUGGGACCAUCUGGCCACAACUGUCUUAAAGAAACUGAUCUCAUCAGCAAUGGUCCCCAGAGGAGUCAUGAACAGUGGCUUGGGAGUGUCAGGCAAGCCCUUCUUCUGGCUGUACAAAGUGAUGGUGUGGCCAGUGCAGGCAGCAAGAGCUUGCAGAGGCAGGUGGUAACUUUCCUGUUUUCUCUGUAGGAUCCUUUUCCCAAACUUCCUCUCCUUUCUCUAGACUGUUCAUGCCACUUCAAAUCCUAAUUUGAGAAUUAGCCAGAGCUAUGAGGGGGGAUAUGUAAAGGAAGAUUUGAUGGAUCUGCCAAAGAAAGGAGAUCAAAAACACAGGCCAUUAACCUGUCGGUGCCUCAGGGUCCCAGCUCAUCCUGUCUCCUUCACUUCUUCAGCAGAAGCUUUCCCCCAUUUUUCUGUUCUUUACUCUCCUCUUGCUUCUUAUCAACCUAACCCCCAGCCCCACACCCCAAGUGAAUGGCUUUUGGCUUAAUGAAUGUUUACUAAUGGAUAAGCUACUGUCCUACACUUUCAGAAUAAAUGUUGAGAGUCUGACAAAUAGUCACAGCUUUUACAAUAUACUUCUGGGGCAUAUCCUAAGGAACCAAUCAGAGGCCAAAUAUUUAUGUUCACUGAUGUGCAUUACAAUAUUACAAUCUGAGAUGCUCAUGCAACAAAAUACUAUCCAACCAUCAGAAUAACAUUUUCUGGGAAUAUUUAAUAACAGAGGGAAAUGCUUGUGAUUGCCAUCAUGAAAAUCAAAAUAAAAGAUUCUAAGUUCCAAAUAGUGUUAUGUAUGUAUGUAUGUAUAGAUACAUACAUAAGACACAAUGAAGCAUUGAGGUUAGAGGCAUGAGGCUUGGAGUUAGACUCUUUUAGUGGCACUUUUACUGUUUUUUAGUUGAGAUUCUCUGAAAAUUCACUGGGCAUCAGGAUGUCAUUAUAAAAUCAGAGGAAUAGAAUUUGUCUAAUAGAACAUUUUUGUGAAUUUAUAUGAGAGACCCUUUGUCAAAUGACUACUCUAGUCCUACCCACAGCAGGAAUUCAAUAAAUGGUAUAUACAUAUAUAAAUUUAAAAUAUUACUACCCAAAAUAUAUGAAAGUCUUAUUACCACAGGUUACCACUAAGUAGUGGUAUUACAGGUUUUUCAAUUUAUUCUCCAUGUUUCUUUAUUUUUAAGUUAUGUAUAGUAAGUAUAUAUUACUUUUACAAUUAUAAUUAAAAUAUUAUAAGUAAAUUGACAUAAAGUUUGCAACAGCUGAGAUAUUUAUUUUGUUUUCGUUUUUAUUUUCUUUUCUUGCUAGAGACAAGAUAAAAAGAUCUAGGGCUAUUGCCAACAACAUGCCAAGGUCAAAUAGGAGACUCUGUGUGACCUAAUAUUUCCUGGCAGACAUGAAGGCUCAGGAUGGCUCUUGCCUACUUAAGCAAAACCUUAAUUCAGAAAACAGGUCUGUAGGAACAGUUUGUGUUAUAUUUAUAAAACUUAAAACUACCUAAACAGUAAGAUACUGUAGUUGCUGAGAAUCACGCUCUGCAGUGAGGACACCAAAUUAAUUAUCGUUGAUGAAAGGCUGUGUUAGUGAGAGCAAAACUUAGAGACUCCAGACACACCUUUCCCUACUCACAUGCCUGAUUACAAACCUCGAGAUGCUCUAUAGAGCAGUGUGCAUUUACUUAGGGACAUUUUAAUUUUGUUUGAUAUUUCCUCCAUCCUCUGUUUCUAUAAUGGACUUCUGGGCUUCCCUGACUUGUCUCUGUUCUUCUGUGUUCAUGUCUCUCUGUGGAAUGACAGUUAAUGAAGAGAAAGUGAACGUGUUAUCACGGCCAACACUGAGAUUGCAGGAGGAAAGAUAUGAAAGCCACAGGAAAGAUAUGAAAGCCUCACCAAAGAGGAAAUAAACCACCUAAAAUAAAAGGCAAUUUUGUUUGUGAAAUGUGAAAAA